CCGGCGCAGCCCGCCCGGCCGCUCGCACUAUCCGCUAACUAUUCGCAAUCGACCGACGUCUUGGUUGUCGGACUUGGGUUAUAAUGACUUGACUUCUGCUAAAUGAACCCGUGCACUAGUAUAAGUUUAUCGCAGUGGCGUAUCAGUUUCUUACCGGGCGAGUGCCGAGGCGAUCGCUCCCGUACGAUAAGGACUAUUAGCGUCGAGUGAGAGUUUUUUCGUGCGUUGUGCUGCCGAGGCGGCGUGAUGGAGAAGCAGUCGAGGUGGUCGGAGCAGCGCUCGGAGCAGCGCAGCGAGCAGCGCUCCGAGCAACGCGUGCAGCUGGUCCAGCAGCGCACCGAGCACCACUACACGCACCAGUCGCUCUCGCAAGUUGAGGGUGCUGGCGGCGACCGCUUACAAAUCACCUCAGGCAGACAUGGGGACCCGUCUCCACCCAUUUUUGAACAGAUAUUUAAAAAUGCGAGGUUUGCACAAGGUGGAAACGCAAAAUUUGAAGGUAAAUUAAGAGGAAACCCAACGCCCGUUGUUUCAUGGACCAGAAAGAAGGCACCAUUAGUAGAAUGUAAUAAAUACAGUAUGAGUUACAAUGAACAAACUGGCGAUGUAUCACUUCUCAUCAAGCAGAUCGGGCCUGGUGACGAAGGGGAGUAUACAUGUACAGCUCGGAACCAGUAUGGUGAAGCGAUUUGUUCAGUGUACAUUCAACCUGAAGGUGUGCCGGUGCCUGCGCACCAAGCUUCACAGCAACAGAGCUACAAGCACAUUAGUGAAAGCGUUGAGCACAAAUCUUAUGGAACACAAGGGUAUUCAACUGAGCAAUCGCGACAGUCACAAAGAUACGAGUAUACAAAUGGUUCAGAUAUUUCAUCAACUGAGGACUUUAAAGUGGACACCUUUGAGUAUAGAUUACUGAGAGAGGUAUCUUUUAGAGAAACUAUUACUAAAAGGUACAUGGGAGAAACCGACAUUCAUAUAAAUACGGAAAUCGAUAAGACUUUAGGACCAGUAUCUCCACCAAAAAUAUCUCAGAAACCAAGAAAUUCUAAACUCCAAGAAGGAACUGAUGCGCAGUUCCAGGUACAAUUGUCGGGCAAUCCUCGGCCACGUGUCACGUGGUUUAAAAAUGGCCAGAGGAUUGUUAACUCAAACAAACACAAUAUUAUAAAUACUAAUAAUCAAACUAUUCUUAGGAUAAGAAACACACAAAAGUCUGAUUCUGGUCACUACACUCUUUUAGCUGAAAAUCCCAACGGAUGUAUUGUAACUUCAGCGUAUCUUGCGGUGGAAUCUCCUCAAGAUACCUAUGUACAAGAUCAAAAAUCACAGUACAUAAUGGAUACUCAACAAGUAGAGACUGAAAGAAUAGAAAUAAGUGAAAAAGCCCUCGCUCCGCAGUUUGUAAAAGUCUGUCAAGACCGUGAUGUCACGGAAGGAAAAAUGACGCGAUUCGAUUGCCGCGUCACAGGCAGACCUUACCCAGAAGUCACGUGGUUCAUUAACGAGAGACAAAUCCGAGACGAUUAUAAUCAUAAGAUUUUAGUAAACGAAUCCGGUAAUCACGCGCUAAUGAUUACCAACGUCGGAAUUAAUGAUAGCGGUGUAGUAACGUGUGUAGCGCGAAACAAGAGUGGAGAAACAUCUUUUCAGUGUCGACUGAACGUAAUAGAAAAAGAGCAAGUCGUUGCUCCGAAGUUCAUUGAACGUUUUAGUACUUUAAGUGUGCGAGAGGGAGAGCCUGUUAUAUUGAAUGCGCGCGCUGUUGGCACACCUACACCGCGGAUCACAUGGCAGAAGGACGGCGUUCCAAUUAUACCCAAUCCAGAGUUACGAAUUCAUACCGAAGGUGGGGCCUCGACAUUAGACAUACCCAGAGCUAAGGCGUCGGAUGCGGCAUGGUAUCAGUGCACUGCACAAAAUGUCGCUGGCUCCACAGCUACUCGGGCCAGGCUUUAUGUGGAAACACCGAAAGAGCCUCCGCCUGAGCAAAAACGUCUGCACUUACCUCGGCCUACAAAAAUUAUCGAACCGGAGCCUGCUCCUGGACCAGAAAUUAUAUAUUUGAGGCACGUCGAAAGAGCACGACCGUACGUUCCUCCGGGUGAAGAAGAUCGAGUCUAUCCACCUCCACAGUUCAUUGUGCCACUGAAAAGUGUCACUCAAAUGGAAGGUGGUAAAAUUCACUUUGAAACGAGAAUCGAACCGGUCGGAGACCCAACGAUGAGGAUCGAAUGGUUAAAAAAUGGCCAAAGUAUCGAAGCAAGUUCAAGAUUUACUUCGAUAUUUCGCUUCGGAUAUAUCUCUUUAGAUAUGCUCAGUCUUAAUAUUCAAGAUAGUGGCGAAUAUACAUGCCGGGCUGUUAGUUCUACUGGCGUAGCAGAAACGAAGGCAAUGCUACAAGUAACUCCUAGAGCAACUAUUGAAAGGACUAGUCAACAUCCAGAAAGUUUGCAAUAUAUUCAGCAGCUAGAAGACUAUUCUAAAUAUCAGCAUCAGGAGUCCAUUGAGGAACAAACUUCCCAAAGACCACAAUUCAUAAGGCCAUUACAAGAUCUUGGGGAACUUCAAGAAGGCAGGAAUGCACAUUUUGAAGCGCAACUGACUCCAGUAAGCGAUCCUACUAUGAGAGUCGAGUGGUACAAGGACGGUAAAUCUAUUACAGCCAGCUCGCGAAUCACAGCAAUCUUCAACUUCGGCUACGUCUCCCUUAACAUCAUGCACCUACGGGCUGAAGAUGCAGGUUCGUAUACUGUGAGGGCUGUUAAUAGAUUAGGCGAAGCUAUCAGUACCGCAUCAAUACGAGUAGCAGCUAGGAGUACAGUUACAGCAGAUCUUGGCAUUCCUGAACAACGUAGAUACAUUGAAAAGACUGAGCAAUUAGAAGCUUAUCAGCAACAGCAACAUCAAAAGUACUACCAGGAAGUACCGGAAAGUAUUCAAAGACCAGAAUUCAAAACACCUAUAAAGGAUCAAAUUAAUAUUAAAGAAGGUGGCUUUGCACAUUUCGAAGCUCGCCUUGAACCAAUCGGUGACUCCACAUUGAGAGUAGAAUGGUUGAAAGAUGGGCGUCCAGUUGAAGCUAGUUCACGAAUAACUACUUUCUUCAAUUUUGGAUAUGUAGCAUUAACAAUUAAAUCUGUGACUAUUCAUGACGCGGGGCAUUAUACAUGCCGGGCGUAUAACGCACUAGGCCAAGCUGCAACCAGUGCCAAUUUAACAAUAAUUACGAAGAAGGAUAUCAUUGCUGAAUCUCAGCAUCCUGGUGGUCUAGAAAAAAUUCAAUACUUAGAAGAUUCCAGUAAAUACUCGAGAAGAAAUGAAGAAGAUGUUAGAGUUACGCAAAAGCCAAGAUUCCUUGGUCCAUUGAAAGGAACAAAUAAAAUUGUAGAAGGACAAAGUGCCCACUUCGAAGCUAGAGUAGAACCUCAAAGCGAUUUAACUAUGACCGUAGAGUGGUAUUUCAACGGCAAGCAAAUUACAUCAGCUAAUCGUAUCCAAACCUACCAUGAUUUUGGCUACGUCGCAUUAGAUAUAACUAAUGUUCGCGCAGAAGACGCUGGCAUGUACACUGUUGUAGCUCGUAACGCUGCCGGUGAAGCACAACUCAGCGCAUCCAUGUUCGUUGAAACCCGAUCUAGUAUUGAUACGUCGAGCAUUCAUCGUGGCUUAUAUGAGAAAACACGACAAAUAGAAGAAUCGAAAUUUGUUGAGCCAAUGUACCACAUAGAAGAAAUCUCAAAAUCUAAACCAGUUUUUGUACAACCCUUGUCGGACCCACAGCCCGUUUCUGAAGGUAAAAAUAUUCAUCUGGAAUGUAGACUAGAGCCAAUGGGUGAUCCUACAAUGAGAGUAGAAUGGUUCCACAACGGAAGAGCCGUAACGGUAGGAUCCCGGUUCAGAACUUACUACGAUUUUGGUUUUGUAGCGCUAGAUAUUAUUCACGCUACAUCAGUUGAUUCAGGUGAAUAUACUGUUAGAGCUGUAAAUCACUUAGGUUCAGCUCAUACGUCAGCGAUGGUGAGAAUUAUUGAAAGAUCGGAUAUUUUGACCGAGACUCAAAAUGAGCAAGCUGUAGAACAAAUUCAAAUGCUAGAAGAUGCAAGUCGUCGUAGUAAACAAGUGCAAGAAGAUAUAACUGUAAUGCAAGCUCCACAAUUUUCAAGAGCUCUGCAUAAUAUUGAAACUGUUGAGGGAACGAACGUGCACCUAGAAUGCCGUUUACAACCUGUUGGUGAUCCUACAAUGAGAGUUGAAUGGUUUUGCAACGGCAGACCUAUAAAAACAGGUCACAGAUUUAGACCGGCCUAUGAAUUUGAUUACGUUGCUUUAGACCUUUUAAGUGUCUACCCAGAAGACUCCGGAGUAUACACAUGUCAAGCGACCAAUCAAUUAGGAGAAGCAGUCACAUCGUGUGCGUUACGUGUAAUGGCAAAGAAAGACCUAAUUUUUGACUCACAGCAUCCUUCUGGUUUAGAAAAAAUUCAAUACCUAGAAGACGCGUCUCGUUAUAAGAAAUCUGAUGUUAUAGAUGAGUCUAUAAAUAUCAAACCACAAUUUAUAACAAAACCGAAGUCUAUCGACAAUGUCAAAGAAGGUAAUCAUGUUCACUUUGAGUGCAAACUUGAACCAGUUACUGAUUCUAAUCUAAAAGUUGAAUGGUUUAAGAAUGGCCAACCGGUGACAAUCGGUCACAGAUUUAGGCCGAUCCAUGACUUUGGUUAUGUAGCUCUUGACAUUAUUGAUCUUAUAGCUGAAGACUCUGGCAUUUAUACAUGCAGAGCCGUUAAUCUCCUCGGUAGUGACGAAGUAAGCUGCAGACUAACUUGUCGAGAAACAGCAGACAUUAUUAGAGCUACUCAAAAUGAAGUAGGCUUAGAACAAAUUCAAGUGUUAGAAGAUAGAUCUAAAUAUCACAGAACUGAUGUUAUUGAUGAGGUUACCACUCAAGCACCAAUAUUUACAACUUCAUUAAAAAAUGUUGAAAUUAAAGAAGGUCAGAGGGCCCACUUUGAAUGUAGGCUAAUUCCAGUUUCUGAUGCGACCAUGAAAGUAGAAUGGUAUCAUAACAAUAAACCACUAAAAAGUGGAUCCAGAUUUACUGAAACAAACAACUUUGGUUUUGUUGCACUCGAUAUUAUGUCUUGCUUGCCAGAAGACUCAGGCACCUAUACAUGUAGAGCAAUCAAUGCUCUCGGCGAAGCCGUAACUUCAGGUACUGCGAUUGUGCACUCAAAGAAAUCUAUUUACUUAGAAUCUCAGCAUGAAAGUGCUUUACCAAGACUGACACAAUUAGAAGACACUUCUAGACAUCAAAGACAAACAGCCCAAGAAGAAUUCAUUACUCAAGCGCCAAUGUUUACAAUGCCAAUGAAAGAUAUUAGAGUGGCAGAAAAUCAAGCAGUACAUUUUGAAGCAAGGCUUAUUCCUGUGGGAGACCCGAAGUUACGAGUUGAGUGGUUGCGAAACGGAGUUCCAAUUGAAGCUUCCAAUCGUAUAACUACCAUGCACGAUUUUGGUUACGUUGCUCUCAAUAUGAAGUACGUUAAUCCCGAAGAUUCAGGAACCUACACAUGUCGUGCUAUUAAUGAGCUUGGGGAAGCCGUAACAUCAUCCACCCUCUUCGUUCAAUCUAAAGCAUCCCUACAACUAGAUACAGUACACGAAACUGCUCUACACAAGAUCCGUCAGCUAGAAGAUAGUUCCCGUUAUCAACGUAGGGAAGAAGUUGACGUGGCUGUUAGCCAAGCUCCUCGUUUCAUAACACAAUUGAAUGGUCCUUCAAAAUUAGUUGAAGGACAGAGCGCACAUUAUGAGUGCAGAAUAGAGCCAUACCCCGACCCAACUAUGCGAGUCGAAUGGUACUUUAAUGGUAAAGCCCUUCAAAGUGGUCAUCGCUAUCGAACGGCAUACGACUUUGGCUUCGCAGCUCUCGAUAUUUUAACAGUCUAUGGAGAAGACUCGGGCGAAUACACAUGCAAAGUUAUAAAUAACUUGGGACAGGCGGUUUCGUCUAUCAACUUAAGUGUACAGUCAAAAGAAUCGAUUAUUAGGGACACACAGCAUGAAAGUGCUUUGGAAAAAAUUCAGUACCUUGAAGAUGAUAGUAGGUACAAGCGAGUUGUCAGAGAUGAAGCAUUUAUUGCUGAGAAACCUCAGUUCGGAAAACCUCUCAAGAAUGCGCAUGUAGCGGAAGGUCAACCAAUACAUCUAGAAGCUACCUUAACUCCUGUCAAUGAUCCUACGAUGCGUGUUGAAUGGUAUUGCAAUGGAAGACCUAUUCAACAAGGACAUAGAUUUAAGACUACAUAUGACUUCGGAUAUGUGGCAUUGGAUGUCCUGUAUGCUUAUGGAGAAGAUUCUGGUACUUACAUGUGUAAAGCGACAAAUGCGGUCGGGGAAGCGGUAACAACAAGUUCAAUCAACGUAGACGCCACGGGUUCUUUGUACUUGGACACUUUAGAUGAACAACGUUUGAAAAAGAUUAAAGAACUUGAACAAUAUGAAAGGCCGAAAGCUAUUGAAGAAGAAAGACCAGGUCAGCGGCCAGUAUUUUUAACUGCGUUGACUAGUUUAGAGAACCUUAAAGAAGGUGACCGAGCUCACUUCGAAUGUAGAGUAGAGCCUAUAAAUGACCCUGAUCUCAAAAUCGAAUGGUUCCUUAAUGGUCAAAAGAUUAAGACAGGACAUAGAUUUAGAACAACACACGACUUUGGUUAUGUUGCAUUGGACAUUUUAUAUUCCUAUGCAGAAGACUCUGGGACUUAUAUGUGUAAGGCCACUAACAAACUUGGAGAAGCGGUUAAUACGUGCACGUUGAAGGUUGCAAGUCACCGAAAUAUAAUCUUGGAUACACAACAUCCUAAUGGACUAGAAAAAAUUAGACAACUUGAGGCACAAGGUCAUCAAGCCCGAAUUGAAGUUGAAGAGCCAAAGAUUUCACCUCCAAGAUUUGUAACAGAACUCAGAGGAACAACACACGUAUUUGAAGGUCAAACGGCUCAUUUUGAAUGUCAAGUUGAGCCAGUACAUGAUCCGAACUUGCGUAUUGAGUUCUACCACAACGGAAAAGCAUUGCAAUCUGCGUCACGGUUCCAUAUCACUUUUGAUUUUGGUUACGUGUCAUUAGAUAUACAGCACUGCGUCCCAGAAGACGCAGGAGAAUAUUCUGUGAAAGCAAUUAAUGCUCUUGGUCAAUGCACCUCCUCAAUAUCGAUGACAGUAACCGCAAAAGGUAGUAUUAUAUCGGAAUCUCAACGUCCAGAAGGUCUCGAGAAAAUCCGAGAGCUGGAAUCAGCAGAACCGUUUAAGAGACCAGAAAUACCAGAGCCGGUCACUAGGCAAAGACCUGUUUUUACACAACCGCUUCAAAAUAUCGAUAACAUUCAGGAAGGGCAGACAGCUCACUUUGAUUGUAGACUUAUUCCUGUCGGAGACCCGACCCUUAAAGUAGAAUGGUUUAGAAACGAAAAACUUAUUGAAGAUAGUUCGAGAAUCACAAAAACACAUGAUUUUGGAUAUGUAUCCAUGAGUAUUUCACACGUUCGUGAUGAAGAUGAAGGAGUUUACAUGUGUAGAGCAUCGAAUCUACUUGGUGAAGCAGUUACAACCGCUGCAAUGAGAAUUAAAACCAAAGCAUCGAUUCAAAUUGACACACAACACCCAGAAGGAAUGAGAAAAAUACAGCAAUUGGAACAACCCCAGCCCAGAAAACCUGAUGAACCAGAGAAAGAAUUUGAGAAACCAAUCUUUACUCAAGUUUUAACAGGACCAUCUGAACUUUGGGAAGGUCAACAUGCUCAUUACGAAGCUCGUGUGGUUCCGGUCGGUGAUCCUAGCCUGAGAUUCGAAUGGUACAUAAAUGGUGUUGAACUGAAAAUGGGUUCACGAUUCCGCACGACGCAUGAUUUUGGCUUCGUUACUCUGGAUAUCAAUUCAGUAGUAGCACAAGAUGAAGGCAUAUACAUGUGCAAAGCUAUUAAUAGGGCAGGCAGCACUGUGUCUUCCACCUCUCUGAAAGUAAAGACAAAGUCUACUAUUGUUGAUGAAGCUAUGAGACCAGAAUCAUGGCAGCAAAUUCAAGCAAAGGAAGCAGCAAUGAACAAAGUGCCAGAAAUGUUCAUAGAUACUGGUGUCCAACAAGCUCCGAUAUUUACUACACAUCUUAAGAGCUAUGACAAGCUUGUCGAAGGUCAACACGUUUACCUAGAAGCACAAGUUGAGCCACGCACAGAUCCUAAUCUAAGAAUUGAAUGGUUUAAGAACGGAGUUUCUUUGACUACUGGAUCCAGAUUGAAAAGUACUUUUGAUUUCGGUUUAGUUACACUCUCCAUUAACUCUCUGAGAUUCGAUGAUUCGGGUAUUUAUACCUGUAAAGCAACAAAUUUAAUGGGCGAAGCGGUUUCUACAGCCUCAAUAAAAAUAGAAGAUCGCCACUGGCUGCUAGGUGAAUCACUACACCCCGAAUCUUUAGACCGUAUCGGAGCACUAGAACAACCUAAACCAGGUAAACCUGAAUCUCCAGAACCAGUUUAUGAGACACCUGUAUUCAUCUCACACUUGAACAAUAUUAUAUGUAAAGAAGGUGAUAAUAUUCACUUUGAAUGCAAUGUUGAACCAUCAAGAGAUCCAACCCUUAAGAUUGAAUGGUUCUUUAACAAUAAACCUUUGCCGUCCGGAACAAGGUAUAAGAGCACACACGACUUCAGCUAUGUAUCAUUAGACAUUACUCACACUUAUGAAGAAGAUUCAGGUAUUUAUACAUGCAAAGCUACUAAUAGCAAAGGAUCUGCAACAACAUCUGGAUCAUUGAGAUGUACUGGAGAUAAACAUAUUUAUCUAGAUACACAACAUCCUCAGGGCAAGGCUGGAUUAGAGGCUGUUGAACAAGCCGAAGAAGCUAGACUGUCUAAAACAAGAAGGACAUCUAUUCCAGAUGCAGAAUAUCCUAAACCUGAAUGGGUUGUACCAGUAGCAGCUGAACAACAGCUAAUUGAAGGACAACCGCUACAUUUGGAGGGACAAGUAGAACCUAAGAAUGAUCCUGAUUUGAAGAUUGAAUGGUACUUCAAUGGAAAAGUUUUAGAACAAGGCUCCCGCUUUAAGCUUACAAGUGACUUUGGUUUUGUCACAUUAGAUGUGACCGACGUAUAUGAAAGAGAUAGUGGAAUUUAUACUUGCAAAGCUUAUAACAAGAAAGGUGAAGCUUUUACUUCUUCGACUAUUUACUGCAGUAGCAAAGAAAAUCUUAUUGAGAGAACUCAACAUCCAAAAGGUAAAGAGGGAUUGGAAAAGAUACAAAAUCUCGAAGAAUCCCUUCGUAGAGAACCUGGUCAGAAGCCUGAAGAUGAUACAGGAAGGCCGCCUGAGUUUGUUACUGUUUUCCAAGACAUAACUGACAUUAGUGAAGGUCAAAUCGCUCACUAUGAAGCAUCUUUGAUACCCACUGGUGACCAAAGUAUGGUAAUUGAAUGGUUCUAUAAUGGUAAAUCUAUCGAGGCAAGCCACAGAAUCCGUACAGUAUAUGCUUUUGGAAUGGUGGUUCUUGAAAUUUUGGGAACAAAGACUUCUGACUCUGGAGUAUACUCGUGCCGAGCAACAAAUAAAUGGGGCCAAGCUGAAAUAAGUGUUAGGCUUGAGUGUGUAGACAAAAGCAAAGGACAAAAGCCUAAGUUCACUACACACAUACAGAGCAUUGAAGGUCUUAAAGAUGGACAAUCAGCGCAUUUUGAGUGCACAGUUAUUCCAGUGGACGAUCCAGACAUGAAGAUUGAAUGGUAUCAUAACGGCCGACCAUUACGUCAUUCUACAAGAAUAAAGACUAUUUCUGACUUUGGAUUUGUAGUUCUUGAUAUUGCGUAUACCCAGAAUCACGAUACUGGUGAAUAUAUCUGCCGUGCUUACAAUAAAUAUGGUGAAGAUUUCACCAAGGCAACUAUAUCUUGCUACGGAAGGAGUGGAGUUUACUCAGACAGUUUGCAACCUGAAUCCUUGGCUAAGAUAAGGGAGUUAGAGAGCUUACAAGGAGUCCAACAGCAGGCACCAGCACCAGCUUCGGCUGAGCCACCUAAAUUUAUUACACAGAUACAAGAUGUUACGAAAUUAGUUGAAGGACAAAGCGCCCACUUUGAAGCAAGAUUAGUUCCAGUAGACGAUCCUGACUUGAAGGUUGAAUGGUUCUACAAUGGCAAAAAAUUGCCUCACGGUCAUAGGUACAGAACUUUCCACGAUUUUGGAAUUGUAAUAUUAGACAUUCUGUAUUGUUAUGAAGAAAAUUCUGGAGAAUAUGAAUGCAUUGCGACUAAUAAGCUGGGUCGUGAUUCAACAAAAGCUACACUCAAAUGCACCUCGAAAGAAAAUUUAAUUUUGGACUCGCAACUCCCGCGGGGCAUGGAAGGUGGGUUAGAAAAGUUGCAGACUCUAGAAGACUCUAUGAUACGUACAAAGGAUACUGAAGUGGAAGAGAAACGUGGAAAAGCGCCAGUUUUUACUGUUCCACUAUCGAACAUUGAAAACCUAAGAGAGGGCGAGAACGCUCAUUUCGAAGCACGUUUAACUCCAACAGAUGAUCCUAAUCUUAAAGUUGAAUGGUACUGGAAUGGAAAAUCCUUGAAGGCUGGGUCAAGAUUCAGAACUUUCUGCGAUUUUGGCUUUGUUAUCCUUGAAAUUUCACCAACCUACCCAGAAGACUCUGGUGAAUAUCUAUGUAGAGCAUAUAACAAUUACGGCGAAGCAGUUACCACAGCUACUAUGAAGGUACAAGGAAAGAGAAACAUUAUUUUAGAGUCACAACUACCAAAGGGUAUGGAAGGCACAAUCGACAAAAUAGCCGCGCUGGAGGGUUACACUGGUACUGUUGACUCAUUAACACCUGAAGCAGAAAGUGGAAAUCCACCUGAGUUUAUAACAACACCAACUGAUCUUAUUUUAACGGAAAAUUCUUCUGCUCAUUUCGAAUGUCGUUUGGUUCCUGUCAAUGAUAGUAGCAUGAGAGUUGAAUGGUUCCAUAAUGGAAAACCACUUUUAACUGGAUCUAGAGUAAAGACCAUUAAUGACUUUGGUUUUGUAAUAUUAGAGAUUGGUGGCGUUUAUCAACGCGACGCUGGUCUCUAUACCUGCAAAGCAACCAACCGCCAUGGUGAAGCAACAGUGUCUUGUAAACUUCAGGUUAAAGGAAGACAAGGAAUAAUCCUUGAACCUCAAUUACCUUCUCAAUUUAAAUCUGGAACUGAGAGUAUACAAAAACUGGAAGAAACUCUUCAUAAACGAGAAGAAAUUACAAUUGAGGACGAGAAACCAAACCCACCUAGGUUUACAGUAGAAAUAAAGGACAAUCUUGAUGUAAAUGAAGGAGGACCAAUACACUUUGACUGUCGUGUUGAGCCUGUUGGCGACCCAACUAUGAGGAUUGACUGGUUCUAUAAUGGUAGACCUUUUGCUACCGGAUCUCGUGUGCACAUGCUCAACGAUUUCGGUUUCAUUGCUUUGGAUAUUGAUUAUAUAUACACCCGAGAUGCUGGAGAGUACACUUGUCGCGCGACCAACAAGUGGGGCUCAGCGACCACUACCGCUAAAGUCACCUGCAGCACUAAACGUGACAUUAUUUUCGAAUCUCAGCUACCGCAGGGUAUGAGUGGCGAGAAAAUUAAGGAACUCGAAAAAGGACGCGUCAGUGAUGCUCCAAAAGAAGAACCUGUAAUCAAUUCACCGCCUAAAUUCAUUACUCAAAUACAAUCGCACACCAUCGAAGAAUCCGAAUCGGUGCGCUUUGAAUGUCGCGUUGAACCGAAACAAGAUCCGAAGUUACGAAUUGAGUGGUACAGAAACGGUAAACUUUUACCUACGGGUCAUAGAUUCCGAACAGUUUAUGAUAUGGGCUUUGUAUCCCUUGACAUUUUGUACGUUUAUGCGGAAGAUUCCGGCGAAUACGUGUGUCGCGCUGUAAAUGACUUUGGAGAAGACUUUACGAAAGCGACCGUAUCUUGCAAGAAAAUUCCUGACAUUAUUUUACAAAAUCAAGUACCGAAGGGCAUGAAAAAAUCGGAAGCACUAACUCAAAUGGAGGCAACUAUUAAAAAAUAUACUUCUGAAGUAUUUUUAACCGAAGACGAUCUUUACGAUGCCGAUAAGAAACAGCCACCGCGGUUUGUCACACAAAUCCAAAGUCAAACUACAUUAGUUGAAAUGGAAACGACUAAAUUUGAAUGUCAGUUAGCUCCCGUCGGAGACCCUAAUAUGAAAGUAGAAUGGUUCUUCAAUGGCAAGCCUUUGUUACAUAAAAAUCGUUUUACACCUAUUUAUGACUUCGGUUACGUUGCAAUGAACUUCGGAUGGGUGUAUCCGGAAGACAGCGGUGAAUAUCUUUGUCGUGCUACUAAUUUGUAUGGAAUGGAUGAAACUAGAGCUGUUAUUAAAACCGCCGGUAAACCAGGCAUUGUAUACGAUUCUCAAUUACCUAAACAUAUGAAGAGUAUAGAAAAAAUACGUGAAAUGGAAGCUUCUUGGCAAGUAGGACAUGAACAAGCGGUUGAAGAAACUAAGCCACGGUCGGCUCCAGUGUUCGUUAGUCGUCCAGAAGCAGUGACCGUGGAAGAAGGAGAAUGGGCACGUUUCUGUUGCCGUGUGACAGGACAUCCGAAACCACGUGUGAUGUGGCUUAUUAAUGGAAACACGAUUGUUAAUGGCUCUAGAUACAAGUUAACUUACGAUGGAAUGUAUCAUUUUGACAUACCAAAAACCAGACAGUACGAUACUGGAAAAAUUGAAGUCAUUGCAAGAAGUUCAGUUGGCGAGGCUCUGGCUACGACCGAAUUAAAAGUUAUUCCGAGACACGAUGAUUAUAGAAGUGUUCUCAAAAACGCGCCAAGACCUUGGUAUGAUGAAACAACACAAUAUCAACGCACUGAAACUGAGUUAGAAAAAACAUUCGAAGAAAGGCAAACUAUGCAACGCCAAGGUGUUAUCGACCAUAGGCCCGAAUUAAAACCUAAGGUUAUUAAGGAUGCUGAAACAGAAUGGCAACAGACAGUGAAGAAGAAGAAGAGUGAGGAAUACUACAACAAGUUACAGGAGCUUGAAAAUGAGCAAAUCAUUAAAGAGAGUAGAUUGAGAGAAUCUUCCCGCCAGUAUGCUAUCCCUGGGGAAAAAGUUACUAGUUCCUCAGUUGCUAAGAGUAUGGCACAGAAAUAUGAAGAUAAUUUAGAUCAAACGGAAGAAAUCGUCGAAAAAGUAGCUCAGAAGAAAGUCCAAAAGCCAAGAAUACCCGGUCCAUCUGAGUCUACUGUUCACGGCAAGGAAGUGCAUGUUGCCAAACAAAGACAAAUACAAAAGGAAGUUGUUGGUGAUACAGAAAUUACUCGCAAAAUAACAUCAACAGAAACAACUGAAGUAGAACAUAAAGCUCAAACACAGGAAAGGGUGGUUGAGGGGCCAGUGAAACCCUGCACACCACCAGUAUUCACGAAGAAAAUGCAACCUUGCCGUGUAUUCGAGCACGAACAAGCAAGAUUCGAAGUUGAAUUUGACGGCGAUCCCUUACCACAGAUAAAAUGGUAUCGUGAGAACUUCCCCAUAAAGAAUUCACCAGACUUCCAAAUCCACACUUUCAGCACAAAGUCUAUUCUUAUAAUCAGACAAGUUUUCAUUGAAGAUUCCGCUGUUUUCGCAGCCGUAGCUGAAAACAGAGGUGGCACUGCCAAAUGUAGUGCUAACUUAGUUGUGGAGGAACGUAAACGUCAAGGCAGAGGUGGAGUUAUUCCUCCCAGUUUUACUUCAACUGCACAAAAUGUUAACGUAACAGCUGGACAAUUGGUGAGAUUUGAUACCAAAGUUACUGGAACGAAACCUAUUGAUGUAUACUGGUUGAAAAAUGGUAAGAAGGUUCAACCAGAUAUAAGAAACAAAAUCUUAGAAGAAGAUGGCACCUACACUCUGCUUAUUUUGGAAGCCUUCACACAAGAUUCUGGCAAAUAUGAAUGUGUCGCAAUUAAUAGCGCUGGUGAAGCAAGAUGCGAUGCAGAAUGUGUUGUAAAUGCCCCGGUUACUAAGGAUAAACCAAAGCCCCAAACAAAGGCAGCAAAUUCUCCGCCCGAAAUAAUAGAACCGCUAAAGGAUAAGGUCGUUACCGAAGGGCAGGCUAUUGAGUUCGGUUGUAAGAUCGUCGGUAAACCUGUUCCAACUGUACAGUGGUACAAAGGAGACAAGUUGAUUAAGCCAUCAAAGUACUUCCAAAUGUCUAGAACUGCAGACGAUUACACUCUACGCAUUUCUGAGGCUUUCCCUGAAGAUGAGGGUGAUUACAAAUGCGUCGCUUACAACUCAGCUGGCCGCGUGACUGUUGCUGCUAAACUCAAAGUUCUGCAACCAGAUCAAGCUGAAAAUUUACCAACUCUUACUCCACUUCGUGAUAUCGUCGUCUAUGAGGGUCAGCCUGCGCAGUUCAAGACUCAUAUCACCAGUAAAGCCAAGCCGACCAUUCAAUGGCUACGAGAAGGCGCUCUUAUACCGGAAACUCCAGAUUUCCAAAUGAUACACGAAGGCAACAACGCCGUGCUGUUGAUCGGCAACACCUACGAAGAGGACACCGGCACGUUCACCUGCCGCGCCACCACCGCCGCGGGCCAGGUCGAGACUUCGGCUAAGCUAGUCGUCAAAAAGUCAAGAAAAGAAAUUUAUCGAAAACUUUCGGGUAAAAAGACAGAUGCUUCGGUUGAAGAAACACAAGAAGACGAUGUUUUAAUAAGCAAGGUUUUACACCAAACUACAGAAGAAAGUAAUAUUUUAAAAAUAGACGAAAUACAGAAUGUACAAACACGCCAGGUUCCAUGGAGGAAAAAACCUCAAGACCAAAUGACAGGGAUAAAAAAAGAAGAUGAUUUACAAACUAAACAUUGGCGCAGAUCGCGUAAGGGAAGUUCGACCCGAAUCGAACACGUUACAACUGAAGAAAGCAGUUUACUUGAGGUUGAUACCAAUGAAGAGACUGAAUCAAAAGACAGGAAAAAACCAAAGGUUGAGAAUUUUAUAGAAAAUACUGUCAAAACAGAAAUAAAAGAAUCUAGUGAAGAAACUACUGUCGAUCAUAGUGGUGCAAAAAUAAUAAAACAGAAGAAAGAUAUAAAAGUUGUCGAAAAAUCUACCAAAGAACAAGUGCCAUGGACUCAAGAGGCAAUUAAGCUACGACCCACGAAAAUUGAAAAAACAGCUCUUCAAAAAGACAAAUUAGAAGAUGUUAGUUUAAAACAAGUAAGGAAAAGCUCUGUCCAAAAACCUGAAACACUAGUAAUAGAAGAAUCACUCACGGCUGUUGAAGACACCGUAAUAUUAAGAAUAGCCGAUACUGACAUAUUACAAGCCGAAAGUGAUAUUCCGUCAUGGCGUCGUAAAUCAGUACAGUUGUCGAAAAAGUCAAAAGAAGAAGACAAAACGGAAGAAGCCCAAUUAAAAACUGUGCAAAAGACAGAAUCGGAACACAGGAAACAGAAGCCGCAAGAUGUUAAGUGGCCUACUGGAAAACAACGUCCUAAAGAAGAAGAACCAGUAGAAGAAGUGGUCCUCAAACCUGUUCCGAAGCAAAAGGCACCUGAAGAACAAAAACCUGAAGAGGUGCAACUUAAGCCAGUAGUAAAGGAGAAACCACAAGAAGAAGAACAACCUAAAGAGGUGUCUUGGCGCACUGGCAAAAGGAAACCUAAAGAAGAACAACCUACUGAAGAGGUUGUAUUAAAGCCGAUUCCGAAACGCGAGGCUCCCGAGGAAGAGAAACCCGAGGAAGUACAAUUGAAGCCAGUUAAAAAAGUGAAGCCUAAAGAAGAGCAGGAGCCCGAGGAAGUUAAAUGGCCUACUGGUAAACGACGACCGAAAGAAGAACAACCAGUAGAAGAAGUUGUCCUCAAACCUGUUCCGAAGCAAAAGGCACCUGAAGAAGAAAAACCUGAAGAGGUGCAACUUAAGCCAGUAGUCAAGGAGAAACCACAAGAAGAAGAACAACCCAAAGAUCUGUCUUGGCGCACUGGUAAAAGAAAACCUAAAGAAGAACAACCCACUGAAGAGGUUGUGUUAAAGCCGAUUCCGAAACGCGAGGCUCCCGAGGAAGAGAAACCCGAGGAAGUACAAUUGAAGCCAGUUAAAAAAGUGAAGCCUAAAGAAGAGCAGGAGCCAGAGGAAGAUAAGUGGCCUACUGGUAAACGACGCCCGAAAGAGGAACAACCAGUAGAAGAAGUUGUCCUCAAACCUAUUCCGAAGCAAAAGGCACCUGAAAAAGAAAAACCUGAGGAGGUGCAACUUAAGCCAGUAGUCAAGGAGAAACCACAAGAAGAAGAACAACCCAAAGAUGUGUCUUGGCGCACUGGCAAAAGAAAACCUAAAGAAGAACAACCCACUGAAGAGGUUGUGUUAAAGCCGAUUCCGAAACGCGAGGCUCCCGAGGAAGAGAAACCCGAGGAAGUACAACUGAAGCCAGUUAAAAAAGUGAAGCCUAAAGAAGAGCAGGAGCCAGAGGACGUUAAGUGGCCUACUGGUAAACGACGCCCGAAAGAGGAACAACCAGUAGAAGAAGUUGUCCUCAAACCUAUUCCGAAGCAAAAGGCACCCGAAGAACAAAAACCUGAAGAGGUGCAACUUAAGCCAGUAGUCAAGGAGAAACCACAAGAAGAAGAACAACCUAAAGAGGUGUCUUGGCGCACUGGCAAAAGAAAACCUAAAGAAGAACAACCCACUGAAGAGGUUGUGUUAAAGCCGAUUCCGAAACGCGAGGCUCCCGAGGAAGAGAAACCCGAGGAAGUACAAUUGAAGCCAGUUAAAAAAGUGAAGCCUAAAGAAGAGCAGGAGCCAGAGGAAGCUAAGUGGCCUACUGGUAAACGACGCCCGAAAGAGGAACAACCAGUAGAAGAAGUUGUCCUCAAACCUAUUCCGAAGCAAAAGGCACCUGAAGAAGAAAAACCUGAGGAGGUGCAACUUAAGCCAGUAGUCAAGGAGAAACCACAAGAAGAAGAACAACCUAAAGAGGUGUCUUGGCGCACUGGCAAAAGAAAACCUAAAGAAGAACAACCCACUGAAGAGGUUGUGUUAAAGCCGAUUCCGAAACGCGAGGCUCCCGAGGAAGAGAAACCCGAGGAAGUACAAUUGAAGCCAGUUAAAAAAGUGAAGCCUAAAGAAGAGCAGGAGCCAGAGGAAGCUAAGUGGCCUACUGGUAAACGACGCCCGAAAGAGGAACAACCAGUAGAAGAAGUUGUCCUCAAACCUAUUCCGAAGCAAAAGGCACCUGAAGAAGAAAAACCUGAGGAGGUGCAACUUAAGCCAGUAGUCAAGGAGAAACCACAAGAAGAAGAACAACCCAAAGAUGUGUCUUGGCGCACUGGCAAAAGAAAAACUAAAGAAGAACAACCCACUGAAGAGGUUGUGUUAAAGCCGAUUCCGAAACGCGAGGCUCCCGAGGAAGAGAAACCCGAGGAAGUACAACUGAAGCCAGUUAAAAAAGUGAAGCCUAAAGAAGAGCAGGAGCCAGAGGAAGUUAAGUGGCCUACUGGUAAACGACGCCCGAAAGAGGAACAACCAGUAGAAGAAGUUGUCCUCAAACCUAUUCCGAAGCAAAAGGCACCUGAAGAAGAAAAACCUGAGGAGGUGCAACUUAAGCCAGUAGUCAAGGAGAAACCACAAGAAGAACAACCCAAAGAUGUGUCUUGGCGCACUGGCAAAAGAAAACCUAAAGAAGAACAACCCACUGAAGAGGUUGUGUUAAAGCCGAUUCCGAAACGCGAGGCUCCCGAAGAAGAGAAACCCGAGGAAGUACAAUUGAAGCCAGUUAAAAAAGUGAAGCCUAAAGAAGAGCAGGAGCCAGAGGAAGUUAAAUGGCCUACUGGUAAACGACGCCCGAAAGAGGAACAACCAGUAGAAGAAGUUGUCCUCAAACCUAUUCCGAAGCAAAAGGCACCUGAAGAAGAAAGACCUGAGGAGGUGCAACUUAAGCCAGUAGUCAAAGAGAAACCACAAGAAGAAGAACAACCUAAAGAGGUAUCUUGGCGCACUGGCAAAAGGAAACCUAAAGAAGAACAACCUACUGAAGAGGUUGUAUUAAAGCCGAUUCCGAAACGCGAGGCUCCCGAGGAAGAGAAACCCGAGGAAGUACAAUUGAAGCCAGUCAAAAAAGUGAAGCCUAAAGAAGAACAGGAGCCAGAGGAAGUUAAAUGGCCUACUGGUAAAAGACGUCCGAAAGAAGAACAACCAGUAGAAGAAGUUGUCCUUAAACCUGUUCCGAAGCAAAAGGCACCUGAAAAAGAAAAACCUGAGGAGGUGCAACUUAAGCCAGUAGUCAAAGAGAAACCACAAGAAGAAGAACAACCUAAAGAUGUGUCUUGGCGCACUGGCAAAAGGAAACCUAAAGAAGAACAACCCACUGAAGAGGUUGUAUUAAAGCCGGUUCCGAAACGCGAGGCUCCCGAGGAAGAGAAAUCCAAGGAAGUACAAUUGAAGCCAGUCAAAAAAGUGAAGCCUAAAGAAGAACAGGAGCCAGAGGAAGUUAAAUGGCCUACUGGUAAACGACGACCGAAAGAAGAACAACCAGUAGAAGAAGUUGUCCUUAAACCUGUUCCGAAGCAAAAGGCACCUGAAGAAGAAAAACCUGAGGAGGUGCAACUUAAGCCAAUAGUCAAGGAGAAACCACAAGAAGAAGAACAACCCAAAGAUGUGUCUUGGCGCACUGGCAAAAGGAAACCUAAAGAAGAACAACCUACUGAAGAGGUUGUAUUAAAGCCGAUUCCGAAACGCGAGGCUCCCGAGGAAGAGAAACCCGAGGAAGUACAAUUGAAGCCAGUCAAAAAAGUGAAGCCUAAAGAAGAACAGGAGCCAGAGGAAGUUAAAUGGCCUUCUGGUAAAAGACGUCCGAAAGAAGAACAACCAGUAGAAGAAGUUGUCCUUAAACCUGUUCCGAAGCAAAAGGCACCUGAAGAAGAAAAACCUGAGGAGGUGCAACUUAAGCCAGUAGUCAAGGAGAAACCACAAGAAGAAGAACAACCUAAAGAUGUGUCUUGGCGUACUGGCAAAAGGAAACCUAAAGAAGAACAACCUACUGAAGAGGUCGUAUUAAAGCCGGUUCCGAAACGCGAGGCUCCCGAGGAAGAGAAACCCGAGGAAGUAAAAUUGAAGCCAGUCAAAAAAGUGAAGCCUAAAGAAGAACAGGAGCCAGAGGAAGUUAAAUGGCCUACUGGUAAAAGACGUCCGAACGAAGAACAACCAAUAGAAGAAGUUGUCCUCAAACCUGUUCCGAAGCAAAAGGCACCUGAAGAAGAAAAACCGGAGGAGGUGAAACUUAAGCCUGUGCUCAAAGAGAAAGUGCAAGAAAAGCUAACAGUUGAACAAGAAGUAUUACUAACGACUGUGAAAGAAGGAAAAAUAAAAGAUGAAGAAGAAACAGUUGUUGAAGAACAAUUCCAAGAAGAGUCUAUUAGUAUGUCAAAGAAAACAACAAAACAAAAGAAACAGUUGAAGAAGAAAUUAUCUCUAGAUGAAGUCAAAGAAGUUGGACCUAUAAUUAUUGAACCCAUCAAAGCCAUGACUGUAAAUGAAAAUGAUGAUUUUACGCUUGAAGUUACAUUUGAACCAGAAGAAAUAGAAAAGGUCACUUGGUUCUGUAAUAAUCAACUCCUUGAACAAAACGACAGUUGCCAUAUAUCUGUAAAAAAUGGAAAAUCUAUUUUAAGAAUUGCGAAUGCAGAUAAAAAGAAAAUAGGAAAAUAUGAAGUAGUAUUAGAAAAUAAUAACAUUGUCUGCAAAUCAGCCAGUACUGUUAAAUUAGUCAAAGUAACAGACGAGGAAAUUAUUCAGCCUCCGUUGUUUAUUAAACCUUUGCGACCGAAAUAUGUCGACAUAGGCGAUAUUGUCUUAUUAGAAACUGCAGUGCAAUCGAAUCCAUGUGCAUCGUUUCAGUGGUUUAUUGGUAAUAAGGAUGUCGUUAGUUACACAAAGGAAAAUAAAAUUCGCAAUAUUUACAUUACAAACAAAAAUAACAUUUCAUGCUUAUGUAUUGAAAACAUGACACGGGAACUGUUUGGAAUAAUAACGUGUAGAGCUGAAAAUUUUGGGGGUUCCGUUUCUUGCUCCGCUUCUCUUUUAAUGAGUGACCAUGUUAAACCGUCACUAGGCAAGUCACCAGAAUUUGUUGUGCCUUUAGUAUCUACCACGGUAAUGGAUGGAGAUCAGAUUAUGUUAAAAUGCACAGUUUUGGGAGAACCCUGGCCUAAAAUUAAUUGGUAUCACAAUGAUAAAAUUAUCGAGUGGGCUAGAGAUGUAACUUUCGGACGGCAAGAAUCGGGAUUGUGUGAAUUAUUUAUAAAAGAAGCCUUUCCAGAAAUGUCGGGCAAAUACAGUUGCGUAGCCAUAAACGAAUUUGGGUCUAGCAGCUGCGAAUGUUUUGUAACGGUGGAAGCAUACGAGUACGUACCAAGUGUUUCAGAGGAAGAUGUUUUAAGUGACGAAAAAACAAGUGAUAUCGAAGAAUUCGCUCCACAAAUUGUUAAGGCGCUGCCAACGGUAGUUUCAACUGUAGAAGGAGAAUUGACUAGAUUGGAAGCAAAAGCUAUAGGUAUACCAAAACCUGAAAUAAGAUGGUUAAAACAGGGGGUUGAAAUACACCAAUCUCAGGAAUAUCAAAUCGAAGAAUUAGAAGACGGCACAUCUAUAUUGAUAAUACCUGAAGUAUACCAGGACGAUACGGGUGAAAUAACAUUCGAAGCAUACAACCCGCUAGGAGUCACAUCUACGAUUGCAGCUUUGUCUGUUGAGAGUGUCAUCGGGACGAAAGAGUACAGAAAACCGGAAUGGGUUACGCAUAUGGAAGAAUUGCAAACCGCUCUAAAAGCUAGUAAAUCAGUUCCUACCUUCGUCCAACACAUUUUGGCGGAACGAGUUCGCGAAGAGGAGACGGUAACUUUUGAAGCGAUUUAUAAAGGAAACCCAACUCCAGAAAUCGUUUGGUAUAAAGAUGACAGUGUUAUAGAUACAGAUGAUAAUUUCUUAAUAGAAAAUGAAAAUAAUCGAACGACUUGUAAGAUAAGAAAAGCAACAAAACGUUUAGAAGGGACUUAUAAAUGCAAAGCUGUCAGUGAUAUCGGUAUGGCUGUUACUAAAGCUACACUGCAAGUGUAUGAAGCUGAUGAGAAAUUCGAAAAAAUUCCGACUAAGAGAACGAAAACUUUAAAAACAGAAACAUCUAAAACCGAGGCGGCCAAGCAGGUUAUUGAUACGACUUUGUCUUCUGUGACGGAAACUGAAGUUCAAAAAAUCGAUACCGUGCAACCUCUUAAACCAAAACAAACAGUUGAGGAUACGGCUACAAUGAAACUUACUGAAGCCGAUUAUGUCGAAACCACAGACAUUGCUACUCUUAAGAAGGUCGUAGAGGACAAAAAAGUGGAAGAACAAGUAACUGAAAGAUUAGAGACAGUGAUUACGCCGCACGAAUAUUUGAUCUCUUCGCAGCAACAAAAAGACGAAACCGUACAAAUCUUAGAUGAAACAUAUGAAACUCAAAAAGGAGUAAUAACAACAGUCGAAGAAGAUGCACGUAUGUUAGCAGAAGUCAACGAGUUACUCGAAGUGAUAAAUGCCAAAGAAUUUGGUCCAGGCGAGUCGCCUUUAAGGGAAUUGGCUAAAAUCGGCUAUAUGCUGCGAAGGGGUGUUACUACGGAGCAAAUCGAAAGCUUAUACGACGCUGAGUACUUCCCUGCUCUCAGAGUUCCCCAGUCGCAAUCGGCUUUAGUAAACUUAGUAGAGCGGCAAGGUCACGGGGCACUCAUCACUGAAGUGCUCACAGAGGAAACUGCGCAGAGUGAAGAUGCUAUCGCUGCCAAAGUCGGUUUCCGCGCCUUUAUGAAGAUGGUUGAACUUAAACACACCGCUGUUGAAGAAGUCAUUGCUCACUUUUACCCUGAAGAUUUUAAACCGAGAUCGUGGGAACGAAGGGAGGCUCAAGAGGUAAUCGUGCGUUCGUCGACAGAAGAGGUCGCCAAAACAUCGUCUAUAAAAGUCAUGAAAGAUACAUCCGGUAUUUCUGAAGAAAGCGUUCAAGAAAAUGUCAGAGCCAAACGCAAAACAUACAAAAAACAAAGAACACAUUCGGAAGAAAAAGUUGAAGAUGAAGAAGUUACAACACAAUCAGUGAAAAAAUUGUAUCCGAAGCAAACUGUAGAAUAUUUGGAUGUAGACGAAACACAAAGUUUAGAAGAUGAAAAUUUUCCGUUUUCUUCUGCAAUUUUGACAGAUAUUUCUGAUAACAAGAUAGAGGUUGUACCAUCCAGUGAAGUUACACAUAUAAUUACCGACCAACAAAAACGGAACAUAGUGGCGAAUGUCAGAUUUGAUACAAGCUAUCCACUCGUAAGUGAUGUUCAAAAUGCACAUGAUAAAGAGGAACCAUUAGAUAUAACACCCAAGAGUAUUACGAAAAAUAUUGAAGAAACAUUUAGUGAACUAGAACCGUUACAGGUAACUCAAGUAGAUGUUGUUAGUUCUGUUGAUGAGUAUCGAGUCAAUAAUGUGAAGACAGAUAAUAAAGCACAUACUGCUGUUAUACCUGCUGAAACAAUAGUUACUGCUGAAACUCACAUUAAUAUCUCAGUUGGUGAAAUCGACAAAGAUGAAAAACCGAAAGAAAAUGCAAGGUCAACCCUAAUUCUACAAGACGCACUAAACGUUUCUCAAGAUGUUAGUUCAGUAAAGGAAGCUCCAUUAAAAGAUUUACCAAUAAGUAAAUCUUUUGCCACAAUGACAAUUUCACCAUUAACGGGCCUGAACGUUACAGAAGUAAACGAAGAAACUAGAGAACAUGAAUUAAUAAGUCAAACUCUUGACAAACCGGCUAUUUCUAAACUUAAUUUUAACUUACUUGAAUCUCUUGAAAUCGGGGAAGUUUUUGUUGAAGAUAGAUCUGGUAAAUAUUAUCCAGAAUUAAUUGUCCCUACUGAAAUGGCAAAACAAGACGUUUUAGUAUCUAACCAAAUUAUUACUGAAAUUCAUAAUGUUCAAGAAAAAGAAGGAACCCUAGGUAUUUCGAAGGCACCAAAUUUACAAGAAGUUAAUCUAGAUAUAACAUCUAAAGAUGGCAUUGUUGUGUCUAUGAAAGAUGUACAUGAAAAAGAAGGCACAUUGUUACCGUCUGAGUCACCAACAAAAGCUAAAGUAGCAAGUGAUAUGGUGUUACAUUCAAGUUUAAGUAAUUAUAUGACUACGUCGCAUAUCAAAGAGUCUGACCUUAAUCUAGAUUCGUUUUCUACGAAAAAAGCUGAAAUAGCAUUCAAUGAACAUCAACAUACGUUAAACAUAGAAACAAAUGUAAAUGACUCCGAAAAUUCUUUGAAAAUGACUGAAUCCUCUCCUGUUAAUGAAGCUCGUGUGACAAUAUCGGCGUUAGAUAAAAACGUUAUAGAAGAAAUUCGAGUUCAUGAGAGUGAAAAAGAAUUUGUGUGUAAGGACGAUAAACAUAUGGCGACAGCUAAUGUUGAUAUUAAAGCUUCUGAACCUAUAAUAACAUCAGAAAUUGUAGAAAUGGCUUCAAUGACUUCCUUAAAAACUUUAGAUGUAGCUGAUGGCAAAGUAGCUACCGAAGGUGUUGUUACUGAGAGUGCUAAAAUUAUAACAGCACCUUUUGUACAUCAUCAAGAGGUUUUGCAAAUGUACUCUACCAAAACUCCUGAAAAUGUAUUGAUAUCUUUGAUUCCCAAUACAUCAAUAUCUGUUUUAGAAACUAAAACAUCUGAUUCGGAAAAUAAACUUGUAAUCGAACAAAUUCCAGAACCUUCAAAUACAAAACCAAAACUUGCACAUAAUUUCAAAACGCCAGUAUCGCUUGAAAUCAACACAGCAGAUCAAGUUGCAAACUUAGACUCAAUCGAAAGUUAUCCUCAUACAGCUCGUGAACAUACGGAUUUGCAUAAAGAACUAACGGUUCUACAAACUACAGUUCAAGAACAAUUACAAAAACUAGACCAAAAUUUGAUUCAGCACACACAACCGAUAACUUCCUUCACUCAAAACGAAAGCUUAAGCAUUGUCGAAACAAUACCAAAUUGUUCAGAAAAAGAACUUUUUGUUUCAGAUACGUGUUCGAACAAGUUUGCUAAAAUAGAUAUUAAUGUAGAUCAUAAAGUUCCAAUUACGUCUGAAGUGAAUUUACGCGAUUCGUUAAAUGAAUUAGAUAAAAAUGUGCCACAAUAUCGAGAAGCUGAGCUGGUAACCAACUUAUUACAUCCAAUAAACGUAUCGGAACACAAUAUCUUAGAUAGUCAAGCUACUCUGCCAAAAGGAAUCACACCCAAUCUGAAAUCAGUUACGCCUGAAUUUGUGUCAGUCGAUGAAACUCUUAGGGUUUCUGAAAUAAUGCCUAGCGAAAAAGAAGAUAUAUAUGAAAAAUCAGAACCAUGUGAAGUAAUUAAAGAAGCUACUACAAAUAUAAUAACUAGACCGGUUGCAGUUUCCUCAGAAAUGUUUGAAAAUUUAAGUGUCACAACUACGGAAUGUGAGGAUGUUAGUAGUAAAAUUUCUAAAGCUAAUAUACAAAAUAUUACUUUUAAAGAAAUAUCCGUAUCCACUGCAGAAUAUAAUGAAAAAGAAGGUAUGUUAACGUUAGAAAAACCAAAAACAGUUGAAGCGUCAAGAAAUGUAGAUUCCAAUCAAGCAAUAAUAAUAAAUGAUGUUCAAACUGAAAUUGUUCCAUUAACAUUGAAGCCGGAGUCUAUAGUUGGAGUAUCAAUUAGUCCAGAAGCAAUAACAUCAGAAGCUAUUUCGCAACAGGAAAUUAUAGUACAUACUUCGGAAAAUGUUUUAGAGAGCAAAGAAAAUGUCAAUAAAGUUCAAGCUUGUAUCACUUUGUCUGGACUUGUAGUUCCAGAGCAGGAAGAAAAAGUACCUGUGGAAAAAGAAGAUAAGCUAGUUAGUCUAACUACACCAGAAACACAUAAGGUAAAAGUGGGAAUAUCUGAACAACAUGGAUUGGAAACUACAGAAAUUUUAUCACAAUGCGAUAAUAUUAACAGACCUGACAGCUUUGAAAUGCCAAGCAAAAAGGCUUUAGUUAAGAUUGAUGAAGUUUAUGGAAAAGCUGCAAGUGUAGAAGAGGCACUUAUUAUUCAAAGUACAGGAGAAAUUAUCGCUAAUAUAAAAGAACAAAAACCGGAUAUUAAAUCGAUAGAGUUUUCGAAUUUACAGCAAACGGAAACUAUUAUAGCGGAAAGUGAAACAGUAUUUUCAGAAGACCAAGUUUUUAAAACAAAUGCCACGUCAAAUAUAGUCGAAGCGCAAGCUAUAAUUGAAAGCACUAUCAAUACAAGUGAAAAAGAAAAAACAUUUGAACAUGUAUUUUCUGUACCUACACAAGACGUUUCAAUCGAAUUUACGCCUCACAGUGGCAUAAUGCAGUCUGAAAUAAUUUUAUCAAACAACACAGAAUCAAUUAAAGAAAAUACAGUAAAACCAGAAAUGAAAACAUUGAAAACAAACAUAGAAGAACAGAAGUCAAUUGAUAUAACGGAAAUUCUUACUGUUGAAUCUGAAAUUUUAUUGAAAGAUUCACCAAAAGUUAAGUCACAUUCAUUGCAGCCUACGUCAGAUAUUUCCAUUCUACCAUCAAUCGAGUCAUCUGAGAUAACAGUAAAUGAACGGGAAAGUGUUUUACCUGCCUUAAGUGAAUCGAAAGCUCAAAAAGCUGAUUAUCAUUUGACACCAUCUGUAUGUCUAGAUAUUUCGGAAGAAGUUUUGGCUGAAAAAGAAAGUAACCUAACAGUAGAUAAUAUACCAAAAACAACAAUUAACGAUGUCAAUUUCAAUCCUCAUCAUCAUAUUAAUGUAGAAGUUUACCAGGCAGCUGAAGUUGAAGAAUCAAUUAAGAAAAUAGAUCGUAACUUUAUAAAUAUCAAAAAUGUUAGCAUAGAGCCUAUAAAAGUUCUUGAUGUCACCGAAGUUAAACCAGACGAAAGGAUUGAAGAAUUAUAUAUUAGUGAAACCCUGAAAGAAGAGGAACCUGUAACUACUAUUGAAAUGGGUGAUCAUAUUGAUACUAUUGAAAUCAUUCCAAUCGAGGCUGAGAAUAUUUUACCCAAACCUAGUUUCGACAAAGUGGGACAUAUUACAACAAAUUAUGAACAAGCUUCUCAUGUUACUGUUUUUGAAAGUAACUCAAUUGAGAAUGAACAGGCUUUAAGUAUUAAAUCAGAGAACCACCCGAAACAAAUUGUAGUAUCGAUUGAAACAAAACCUUCUGUUGAAAUAGAAGAAAUCGUGCUUACAGAAUCUGAGACAAUUCUGUCUGAAAAAACUUUGCCGAAGUCAGAAAAUCUUAUUUUGCAAAUGGAAACAGAACAACAUUAUACAGUCACGGAUACAUUUAUAAAAGAAAAGGAGGAUGACCUUAAAACUGAAUUGAUUCCAGAAAGUAAAGAACAACAGCCUAACAUAAAAACAACUCAUCAUAUCAUAACGAGUGAAACUAUAGCUGUUGAAGAUGGUGUAGAAAUUGGAAAAUAUAACAAAACGCUAACUGAGACUGCUGCAAAGACACAUGUUUUAGUUGAAGGCUUGAAUAGAGAAGAAUCACAGACGUUUGAAACAUUUGAUGUAUUAAAGCCUUCGAAAGAACCUCAAACUUUGUUUGUAAAAAAAGACAUACCAACUUUGAAAGCUGCAGAACAUUCAGAAGUUAUAAUUCAAGAGCAUCCAGGUUCUUUGUCAAAAUAUGUUCCUACUGAAGAAAAACUUCAACCAAAACAAGAUUCUGACAACCAAAGUAUAAUAACUAUGUUACCCCAAGUAAUGGAAAGCACAAAACAGUUACCCGAUAAAGAGUUUGUAGCAGAAAAGACCGUUGAAUAUGAAUUAGAAGUUCAUAAAAGCUAUUUCACUCAAGAAAACACUGCACAAGAAGUUUCUGAAAAUUUCAGUACUCACUCAAGUUUGCCAAAGAAAGCCGAAGAACAAAUAAUCGAACUAAAAGGUAUUGAACAAAUUGAAAUUAUUACAGAAGAAAAACCGCAAGAUUUAGAUAAAACAGAAUUUUUGAAAACUGAACAAGCUGAAACAAUUGCCCUUACAUUUAACGUGGUGAAUACAACAAAACAAGAGCCGUUAGAAGAUAUUAAAGAAUUUCUGUCUUUAACAAAACCAGCAAACAAAAACGCUAAAAUUGAUGUAGAAUCUCAUUUGAGUUAUACUGUAACAGAAAAUACCUUUGAAGAGCCAGUUGCUGAUAUUUUAAAAGAUGAAAUAAAAAACGCAAAAGUUCAAGAAGAAGUUUUGACUUUAAAACCUGUUGAACAAACAGAAAUUAUUCCUGGCGAAAAUAUUGAAAGUUUAACGAAGUACCCAAGGUUGGAAGAAAAGCAGUUAAAAUCCGAACCAAUUCAAUGUGAAUCUUUAAACCAAAUGGAAAAUAUUAUUCAUGAAAAUGAAGUAGAAAUGAACUUUGAGAAAAAAAUAAGUACAGAAAAUGCUUCAAUUUCCCUUAUACAUUUAACACCUUUACAGUGUACAGAAAACAUAACUGAGACUCAUCUUGAAAAUUUAUCAAUACAUAAAACUCAGGUACACAAUACAGCAGUCAAAACUAAUGACCUAUCUCCGCUAAUUAUCACAGACAAUGAAACCUUACAAAACGAAACAGAGUUAAAAAUAGUAAAACCAAUAAAACAUAAAUUAAAGCCAGUUUUAAAUUUAUCAAACGAAAUAGAAAUCACAGACAAAAAUUUCGAAGAACACGUGACACCUUAUAACGAGGUAAAACCUGAUUUACACGACAGUAAAGUGAUACUUAUUGAACAUAAUGAAGACGUCUCGACGAUUCAAGAACAAAUAAACAUAGAGAAAACAUAUCUGCACUCGAUUUCGCCUAAGUCAGACGAUGACGUAGAGGAAACUGAAGAAAUUGUUACUAAAUUUAUGCAAACUGAAGGAAAUAGUGAACCUAUACAAAUAAAAACAAAGCGAACUAUAUUGAGAAAAAAACGAAAAUCGAAAGACGUUGACGGAACAGAAGGUGACAUUGUUAUUGAAGAAACAAUGGAUGAUGAAAACGAAAAUACAAAUAAUUUCAAAAUUCGCCACGAUGUCAAAAUUGAAGAAUAUCUUGGAGAAGAAAUUGUUAACGACAAUGAUCAAAGUACGGUAGAAUUACCCGACGAGCAUGUAAGUAUACCGAAAUUACCAACACAAGUAUUAAUUGAAGAAAUGGCUGACGAAGAAAGUAUUAAAAAAACACAUAAAAACUUGGAAGAAAUAAUACAAACACACGAAGAAAUUAAACACGAAGAUAAUCGAACAUUAGAGGAAGUUCCUGAGCAAGAUAAAGUAACUCAAGUCCUUAUGGAAACCGAUAAUACUAAAACAGUAAGGACGACAAAACGAGUAAACAAACAUCGAAAAAGUCAAAUAGAAGAUAAAACUGAAAUAACGAUCAUCCAAAAAGAAGGCGAGGAACGAGUUACUUCUAGUCAUAUUAUAGAAGACAAAGUUUCGGAAGAAGAUGAGAGAAAGCCAGUAGAAAAGGUGGAAUUGCCUGAGGAAAUUGUAACAGAAAAAGUUGAAACACCUGAAGGUAAGUCAAAGCAAAAGAAAACGACAAAGCGUGUAACCAAAACGAAGCUUGGACCUAAACUGGAGACUACGGAAAUCGUAACGGAAAUCGAAGACAAUAAGUCACCUGUCGUGUCUGUACAAAAAACAGAAGAGUUGAUUGACGAAACUCUCACACCCUUCGACGAUUCAGUGAGACCCGACAGAGCUCAAGUGAUAGAAGAAGCGCCGGAGGAAGUUAAGGUGACACAAGUCGUAACCGAAACCGGUGAUAAGAAAGCAGUUAAGACAACGAAACGUGUGAUCAAAAAGCAAAAAGGUAGAAAACAAGAAGUAACUGAGAUAACGACUGUUGAAAAAGAAGGUGAAGAACCAACGACAACCGUGAACGUGACUGAAGAAAAGCACGAUGAAGAGGAGGCAAAACCAGUGGAAGUCGUCGAGCUUCCGGAGGAAACGUCCGUCGAAGUGAUCGAAACUCCUGAAGGUAAGUCGACCAAACGCAAAAUCACAAAACGAACAAUCAAGAAGAAAGUAGGUCCAGUGGUUGACACAAUACACAUCAUAACUACUCAAGAAGACGAUAAACCAUGUGUCAUUACAACACAAACUACACAAGAACUUAUUGACGACACAGUCACACCUCUAGACGAUUUACACGAACCAGUUAGUGCUGAAGUGAUAGAAGAAGCUCCCGAAGUAGUUAAGGUUACGGAAGUCGUUUCACAGGAAGGUGAAAAGAAAACGGUGAAGACGAAAAAGCGCAUUAUCAAAAAGCGAUUGGGUGCAACACAAGAAGUGACUGAAAUAACGACCGUCGAACAAGACGGUGUGAAACCUAUUACGACUGUUACAGUGACGGAGCAACAAGCGCCGGUAGAAGAGGAAGAUACGAAGCCGCUAGAAAUAGUCGAGCUCCCUGAAGAGACAGUCGUGGAGGAAGUAGAAACGCCCGAAGGCAAACCGAAACAAAAGAAAACGACCAAGCGUGUUAUCAAAAAGAAGGUUGGACCUAAAUUGGAGACCACGGAAAUCGUAACGGAAAUCGAAGACGAUAAGUCACCUGUCGUGUCUGUACAUAAAACCGAAGAGUUUAUUGACGAAUCUCUCACACCCUUCGAGGAUUUAGUGAAACCCGACAGAGCUCAAGUGAUUGAAGAAGCGCCGGAGGAAGUUAAGGUGACACAAGUCGUAACCGAAACCGGUGAUACGGAAACGGUUAAGACUACGAAACGUGUGAUCAAAAAGCAAAAAGGUAGAAAACAAGAAGUAACUGAGAUAACGACUGUUGAAAAAGAAGGUGAAGAACCAACGACAACCGUAAAUGUGACUGAAGAAAAGUCGCACGAUGAAGAGGAGGCAAAACCAGUGGAAGUCGUCGAGCUUCCGGAGGAAACGUCCGUCGAAGUGAUCGAAACUCCUGAAGGUAAGUCGACAAAACGCAAAAUCACAAAACGAACGAUUAAGAAGAAGGUAGGUCCAAUAGUUGAUACAACACACAUCAUAACUACUCAAGAAGACGAUAAACCAUGUGUUAUUACAACACAAACUACACAAGAACAUAUUGACGACACAGUCACACCUCUAGACGAUUUACACGAACCAGUUAGUGCUGAAGUGAUAGAAGAAGCUCCCGAAGAAGUCAAGGUUACGGAAGUCGUUUCACAGGAAGGUGAAAAGAAAACGGUCAAGACGACAAAACGCGUUAUCAAAAAGCGAUUAGGACCGAAACAAGAAGUAACCGAAAUAACGACCGUCGAAGAAGACGGUGAGAAACCUGUUACGACUGUUACAGUGACGGAGCCAAAAGCGCCGGUAGAGGAGGAAGAUAAAAAGCCGCUAGAAAUAGUCGAGCUCCCUGAAGAGACAGUCGUGGAGGAAGUAGAAACGCCCGAAGGCAAACCGAAACAAAAGAAAACUACCAAGCGUGUUAUCAAAAAGAAGGUUGGACCUAAAUUGGAGACCACGGAAAUCGUAACAGAAAUUGAAGACGAUAAGUCACCUGUCGUGUCUGUACAUAAAACCGAAGAGUUGAUUGAUGAAUCUCUCACACCCUUCGAGGAUUUAGUGAAACCCGACAGAGCUCAAGUCAUUGAAGAAGCGCCGGAGGAAGUUAAGGUGACACAAGUCGUAACCGAAACCGGUGAUAAGAAAACAGUUAAGACUACGAAACGUGUGAUCAAAAAGCAAAAAGGACCGAAACAAGAAGUAACCGAAAUAACGACCGUCGAAGAAGACGGUGAGAAACCUAUUACGACGGUUACAGUGACGGCGCAAAAGGCGCCGGAAGAGGAGGAAGAUAAAAAGCCGGCAGAAAUAGUCGAGCUGCCUGAAGAGACAGUCGUAGAGGAAGUAGAAACAUCCGAAGGCAAACCGAAACAAAAGAAAACGACCAAGCGUGUUAUCAAAAAGAAGGUUGGACCUAAAUUGGAGACCACGGAAAUCGUAACGGAAAUCGAAGACGAUAAGUCACCUGUCGUGUCUGUACAUAAAACCGAAGAGUUUAUUGACGAAUCUCUCACACCCUUCGAGGAUUUAGUGAAACCCGACAGAGCUCAAGUGAUCGAAGAAGCGCCGGAGGAAGUUAAGGUGACACAAGUCGUAACCGAAACCGGUGAUACGAAAACGGUUAAAACUACAAAACGUGUCAUCAAAAAGCCCAAGGGUCGUAGACAAGAAGUUAGCGACAUAACGACUGUAGAAAGGGAAGGUGAAGAACCAACUACAACUGUGAACGUGUCUGAAGAAAAGUCGCCCGAUGAAGAUGAGGCAAAACCAUUGGAAGUCGUCGAGCUUCCGGAGGAAACGUCCGUCGAAGUGGUCGAGUCUCCUGAGGGUAAGUCGAUAAGAAGAAAAACCACUAAACGAACGAUUAAGAAAAAGGUAGGUCCUAGGGUUGACACUACACACAUCACGACUACUCAAGAAGACGAUAAACCAUCUAUCGUGUCAGCUUACACUACACAAGAAUUUAUCGACGAAACACUCACACUUCUAGACGAUUUACACGAACCAGUUAGUGCUAAAGUGAUAGAAGAAGCUCCCGAAGAAGUCAAGGUUACGGAAGUGGUUUCACAUGAAGGUGAGAAGAAAACGGUCAAGACGACAAAACGCGUUAUCAAAAAGCGAUUAGGACCGAAACGAGAAGUAACCGAAAUAACGACCGUCGAAGAAGACGGUGAGAAACCUGUAACGACUGUUACAGUGACGGAGCAAAAGGCGCCGGAAGAAGGGGAAGAUACACAGCCGGCCGAAAUAGUCGAACUGCCUGAAGAGACAGUCGUGGAGGAAGUAGAAACGCCCGAAGGCAAACCGAAACAAAAGAAAACGACCAAGCGUGUUAUCAAAAAGAAGGUUGGACCUAAACUAGAGACCACGGAAAUUGUAACAGAAACAGUAGACGAUAAGUCACCUGUCGUGUCUGUACACAAAACAGAAGAGUUGAUUGACGAAUCGCUCACGCCCUUCGAGGAUUUAGUGAAACCCGACAAAGCUCAAGUGAUCGAAGAAGCGCCAGAAGAAGUUAAGGUGACACAAGUCGUAACCGAAACUGGUGAUACGAAAACGGUUAAAACUACAAAACGUGUCAUCAAAAAGCCCAAGGGUCGUAGACAAGAAGUUACCGAGAUAACGACUGUAGAAAGGGAAGGUGAAGAACCAACUACAACUGUGAACGUGUCUGAAGAAAAGUCGCCCGAUGAAGAUAAGGCAAAACCAUUGGAAUUCGUCGAGCUUCCGGAGGAAACGUCCGUCGAAGUGGUCGAGUCUCCAGAGGGUAAGUCGAUAAGAAGAAAAACGAUUAAACGAACGAUUAAGAAAAAGGUAGGUCCUAGGGUUGACACUACACACAUCACGACUACUCAAGAAGACAACAAACCAUCUGUCGUCACAGCGUACACUACACAAGAAUUUAUCGACGAUACAGUCACACCUUUAGACGAUUUACACGAACCAGUUAGUGCUAAAGUGAUAGAAGAAGCUCCCGAAGAAGUUAAGGUUACGGAAGUGGUUUCACAGGAAGGUGAGAAGAAAACGGUCAAGACGACAAAACGCGUUAUCAAAAAGCGAUUAGGACCGAAACAAGAAGUAACCGAAAUAACGACCGUCGAAGAAGACGGUGAGAAACCUGUUACGACUGUUACAGUGACGGAGCAAAAGGCGCCGGAAGAGGAGGAAGAUACACAGCCGGCAGAAAUAGUCGAACUGCCUGAAGAGACAGUCGUGGAGGAAGUAGAAACGCCCGAAGGCAAACCGAAACAAAAGAAAACGACCAAGCGUGUUAUCAAAAAGAAGGUUGGACCUAAACUGGAGACCACGGAAAUUGUAACAGAAACAGUAGACGAUAAGUCACCUGUCGUGUCUGUACAUAAAACAGAAGAGUUGAUUGACGAAUCGCUCACGCCCUUCGAGGAUUUAGUGAAACCCGACAAAGCUCACGUGAUCGAAGAAGCGCCAGAAGAAGUUAAGGUGACACAAGUCGUAACCGAAACCGGCGAUAAGAAAACGGUUAAGACUACAAAACGUGUGAUCAAGAAGCCCAAGGGUCGUAGACAAGAAGUUACCGAGAUAACGACUGUAGAAAGGGAAGGUGAAGAACCAACUACAACUGUGAACGUGUCUGAAGAAAAGCCGCCCGAUGAAGAUGAGGCAAAACCAUUGGAAGUCGUCGAGCUUCCGGAGGAAACGUCUGUCGAAGUGGUCGAGUCUCCUGAGGGUAAGUCGAUAAGAAGAAAAACCACUAAACGAACGAUUAAGAAAAAGGUAGGUCCUAGGGUUGACACUACACACAUCACGACUACACAAGAAGACGACAAACCAUCUGUCGUCACAGCGUACACUACACAAGAAUUUAUCGACGAUACAGUCACACCUUUAGACGAUUUAGACGAACCAGUUAGUGCUAAAGUGAUAGAAGAAGCUCCCGAAGAAGUUAAGGUUACGGAAGUGGUGUCACAGAAAGGUGAGAAGAAAACGGUCAAGACGACAAAACGCGUUAUCAAAAAGCGAUUAGGACCGAAACAAGAAGUAACCGAAAUAACGACCGUCGAAGAAGACGGUGAGAAACCUGUUACGACUGUUACAGUGACGGAGCAAAAGGCGCCGGAAGAGGAGGAAGAUACAAAGCCGGCAGAAAUAGUCGAACUGCCUGAAGAGACAGUCGUGGAGGAAGUAGAAACGCCCGAAGGCAAACCGAAACAAAAGAAAACGACCAAGCGUGUUAUCAAAAAGAAGGUUGGACCUAAACUGGAGACCACGGAAAUCGUAACAGAAAUAGUAGACGAUAAGUCACCUGUCGUGUCUGUACACAAAACAGAAGAGUUGAUUGACGAAUCGCUCACGCCCUUCGAUGAUUUAGUGAAACCCGACAAAGCUCAAGUGAUCGAAGAAGCGCCAGAAGAAGUAAAGGUGACACAAGUCGUAACCGAAACCGGUGAUACGAAAACGGUUAGAACUACAAAACGUGUCAUCAAAAAGCCCAAGGGUCGUAGACAAGAAGUUACCGAGAUAACGACUGUAGAAAGCGAAGGUGAAGAACCAACUACAACUGUGAACGUGUCUGAAGAAAAGUCGCCCGAUGAAGAUGAGGCAAAACCAUUGGAAGUCGUCGAGCUUCCGGAGGAAACGUCCGUCGAAGUGGUCGAGUCUCCUGAGGGUAAGUCGAUAAAAAGAAAAACCACUAAACGAACGAUUAAGAAAAAGGUUGGUCCUAGGGUUGACACUACACACAUCACGACUACACAAGAAGACGACAAACCAUCUGUCGUCACAGCGUACACUACACAAGAAUUUAUCGACGAUACAGUCACACCUUUAGACGAUUUACACGAACCAGUUAGUGCUAAAGUGAUAGAAGAAGCUCCCGAAGAAGUUAAGGUUACGGAAGUGGUGUCACAGAAAGGUGAGAAGAAAACGGUCAAGACGACAAAACGCGUUAUCAAAAAGCGAUUAGGACCGAAACAAGAAGUAACCGAAAUAACGACCGUCGAAGAAGACGGUGAGAAACCUGUUACGACUGUUACAGUGACGGAGCAAAAGGCGCCGGAAGAGGAGGAAGAUACAAAGCCGGCAGAAAUAGUCGAACUGCCUGAAGAGACAGUCGUGGAGGAAGUAGAAACGCCCGAAGGCAAACCGAAACAAAAGAAAACGACCAAGCGUGUUAUCAAAAAGAAGGUUGGACCUAAACUGGAGACCACGGAAAUCGUAACAGAAAUAGUAGACGAUAAGUCACCUGUCGUGUCUGUACACAAAACAGAAGAGUUGGUUGACGAAUCGCUCACGCCCUUCGAUGAUUUAGUGAAACCCGACAAAGCUCAAGUGAUCGAAGAAGCGCCAGAAGAAGUAAAGGUGACACAAGUCGUAACCGAAACCGGUGAUACGGAAACGGUUAGAACUACAAAACGUGUCAUCAAAAAGCCCAAGGGUCGUAGACAAGAAGUUACCGAGAUAACGACUGUAGAGAGGGAAGGUGAAGAACCAACUACAACUGUGAACGUGUCUGAAGAAAAGUCGCCCGAUGAAGAUGAGGCAAAACCAUUGGAAGUCGUCGAGCUUCCGGAGGAAACGUCCGUCGAAGUGGUCGAGUCUCCUGAGGGUAAGUCGAUAAAAAGAAAAACCACUAAACGAACGAUUAAGAAAAGGGUAGGUCCUAGGGUUGACACUACACGCAUCACGACUACACAAGAAGACGACAAACCAUCUGUCGUCACAGCGUACACUACACAAGAAUUUAUCGACGAUACAGUCACACCUUUAGACGAUUUACACGAACCAGUUAGUGCUAAAGUGAUAGAAGAAGCUCCCGAAGAAGUUAAGGUUACGGAAGUGGUGUCACAGAAAGGUGAGAAGAAAACGGUCAAGACGACAAAACGCGUUAUCAAAAAGCGAUUAGGACCGAAACAAGAAGUAACCGAAAUAACGACCGUCGAAGAAGACGGUGAGAAACCUGUUACGACUGUUACAGUGACGGAGCAAAAGGCGCCGGAAGAGGAGGAAGAUACAAAGCCGGCAGAAAUAGUCGAACUGCCUGAAGAGACAGUCGUGGAGGAAGUAGAAACGCCCGAAGGCAAACCGAAACAAAAGAAAACGACCAAGCGUGUUAUCAAAAAGAAGGUUGGACCUAAACUGGAGACCACGGAAAUUGUAACAGAAAUAGUAGACGAUAAGUCACCUGUUGUAUCUGUACACAAAACAGAAGAGUUGAUUAACGAAUCGCUCACGCCCUUCGAGGAUUUAGUGAAACCCGACAAAGCUCAAGUGAUCGAAGAAGCACCUGAAGAAGAGGAAGAUACAAAGCCGGCAGAAAUAGUCGAACUGCCUGAAGAGACAGUCGUGGAGGAAGUAGAAACGCCCGAAGGCAAACCGAAACAAAAGAAAACGACCAAGCGUGUUAUCAAAAAGAAGGUUGGACCUAAACUGGAGACCACGGAAAUCGUAACAGAAAUAGUAGACGAUAAGUCACCUCUUGUAUCUGUACACAAAACAGAAGAGUUGAUUGACGAAUCGCUCACGCCCUUCGAGGAUUUAGUGAAACCCGACAAAGCUCAAGUGAUCGAAGAAGCGCCAGAAGAAGUAAAGGUGACACAAGUCGUAACCGAAACCGGUGAUACGAAAGCGGUUAGAACUACAAAACGUGUCAUCAAAAAGCCCAAGGGUCGUAGACAAGAAGUUACCGAGAUAACGACUGUAGAGAGGGAAGGUGAAGAACCAACUACAACUGUGAACGUGUCUGAAGAAAAGUCGCCCGAUGAAGAUGAGGUAAAACCAUUGGAAGUCGUCGAGCUUCCGGAGGAAACGUCCGUCGAAGUGGUCGAGUCUCCUGAGGGUAAGUCGAUAAAAAGAAAAACCACUAAACGAACGAUUAAGAAAAAGGUAGGUCCUAGGGUUGACACUACACACAUCACGACUACACAAGAAGACGACAAACCAUCUGUCGUCACAGCGUACACUACACAAGAAUUUAUCGACGAUGCAGUCACACCUUUAGACGAUUUACACGAACCAGUUAGUGCUAAAGUGAUAGAAGAAGCUCCCGAAGAAGUUAAGGUUACGGAAGUGGUGUCACAGAAAGGUGAGAAGAAAACGGUCAAGACGACAAAACGCGUUAUCAAAAAGCGAUUAGGACCGAAACAAGAAGUAACCGAAAUAACGACCGUCGAAAAAGACGGUGAGAAACCUGUUACGACUGUUACAGUUACGGAGCAAAAGGCGCCGGAAGAGGAGGAAGAUACACAGCCGGCAGAAAUAGUCGAACUGCCUGAAGAGACGGUCGUGGAGGAAGUAGAAACGCCCGAAGGCAAACCGAAACAAAAGAAAACGACCAAGCGUGUUAUCAAAAAGAAGGUUGGACCUAAACUAGAGACCACGGAAAUUGUAACAGAAACAGUAGACGAUAAGUCACCUGUCGUGUCUGUACACAAAACAGAAGAGUUGAUUGACGAAUCGCUCACGCCCUUCGAGGAUUUAGUGAAACCCGACAAAGCUCAAGUGAUCGAAGAAGCGCCAGAAGAAGUAAAGGUGACACAAGUCGUAACCGAAACCGGUGAUACGAAAGCGGUUAGAACUACAAAACGUGUCAUCAAAAAGCCCAAGGGUCGUAGACAAGAAGUUACCGAGAUAACGACUGUAGAGAGGGAAGGUGAAGAACCAACUACAACUGUGAACGUGUCUGAAGAAAAGUCGCCCGAUGAAGAUGAGGCAAAACCAUUGGAAGUCGUCGAGCUUCCGGAGGAAACGUCCGUCGAAGAAGUAGAAACGCCCGAAGGCAAACCGAAACAAAAGAAAACGACCAAGCGUGUUAUCAAAAAGAAGGUUGGACCUAAACUGGAGACCACGGAAAUUGUAACAGAAACAGUAGACGAUAAGUCACCUGUCGUGUCUGUACACAAAACAGAAGAGUUGAUUGACGAAUCGCUCACGCCCUUCGAGGAUUUAGUGAAACCCGACAAAGCUCAAGUGAUCGAAGAAGCGCCAGAAGAAGUUAAGGUGACACAAGUCGUAACCGAAACCGGUGAUACGAAAACGGUUAGAACUACAAAACGUGUCAUCAAAAAGCCCAAGGGUCGUAGACAAGAAGUUACCGAGAUAACGACUGUAGAAAGGGAAGGUGAAGAACCAACUACAACUGUGAACGUGUCUGAAGAAAAGUCGCCCGAUGAAGAUGAGGCAAAACCAUUGGAUGUCGUCGAGCUUCCGGAGGAAACGUCCGUCGAAGAAGUAGAAACGCCCGAAGGCAAACCGAAACAAAAGAAAACGACCAAGCGUGUUAUCAAAAAGAAGGUUGGACCUAAACUAGAGACCACGGAAAUCGUAACAGAAAUAGUAGACGAUAAGUCACCUGUCGUAUCUGUACACAAAACAGAAGAGUUGAUUGACGAAUCGCUCACGCCCUUCGAGGAUUUAGUGAAACCCGACAAAGCUCAAGUGAUCGAAGAAGCGCCAGAAGAAGUUAAGGUGACACAAGUCGUAACCGAAACCGGUGAUACGAAAACGGUUAGAACUACAAAACGUGUCAUCAAAAAGCCCAAGGGUCGUAGACAAGAAGUUACCGAGAUAACGACUGUAGAAAGGGAAGGUGAAGAACCAACUACAACUGUGAACGUGUCUGAAGAAAAGUCGCCCGAUGAAGAUGAGGCAAAACCAUUGGAAGUCGUCGAGCUUCCGGAGGAAACGUCCGUCGAAGUGGUCGAGUCUCCUGAGGGUAAGUCGAUAAAAAGAAAAACCACUAAACGAACGAUUAAGAAAAAGGUAGGUCCUAGGGUUGACACUACACACAUCACGACUACACAAGAAGACGACAAACCAACUGUCGUCACAACGUACACUACACAAGAAUUUAUCGACGAUUCGGUCACACCUUUAGACGAUUUACACGAACCAGUUAGUGCUAAAGUGAUAGAAGAAGCUCCCGAAGAAGUUAAGGUUACGGAAGUGGUUUCACAGGAAGGUGAGAAGAAAACGGUCAAGACGACAAAACGCGUUAUCAAAAAGCGAUUAGGACCGAAACGAGAAGUAACCGAAAUAACGACCGUCGAAGAAGACGGUGAGAAACCUGUUACGACUGUUACAGUGACGGAGCAAAAGGCGCCGGAAGAGGAGGAAUAUACACAGCCGGCCGAAAUAGUCGAACUGCCUGAAGAGACAGUCGUGGAGGAAGUAGAAACGCCCGAAGGCAAACCGAAACAAAAGAAAACGACCAAGCGUGUUAUCAAAAAGAAGGUUGGACCUAAACUGGAGACCACGGAAAUCGUAACAGAAAUAGUAGACGAUAAGUCACCUGUCGUAUCUGUACACAAAACAGAAGAGUUGAUUGACGAAUCGCUCACGCCCUUCGAGGAUUUAGUGAAACCCGACAAAGCUCAAGUGAUCGAAGAAGCGCCAGAAGAAGUUAAGGUGACACAAGUCGUAACCGAAACCGGUGAUACGAAAACGGUUAGAACUACAAAACGUGUCAUCAAAAAGCCCAAGGGUCGUAGACAAGAAGUUACCGAGAUAACGACUGUAGAAAGGGAAGGUGAAGAACCAACUACAACUGUGAACGUGUCUGAAGAAAAGUCGCCCGAUGAAGAUGAGGCAAAACCAUUGGAAGUCGUCGAGCUUCCGGAGGAAACGUCCGUCGAAGAAGUAGAAACGCCCGAAGGCAAACCGAAACAAAAGAAAACGACCAAGCGUGUUAUCAAAAAGAAGGUUGGACCUAAACUGGAGACCACGGAAAUCGUAACAGAAAUAGUAGACGAUAAGUCACCUGUCGUGUCUGUACACAAAACAGAAGAGUUGAUUGACGAAUCGCUCACGCCCUUCCAGGAUUUAGUGAAACCCGACAAAGCUCAAGUAAUCGAAGAAGCGCCAGAAGAAGUAAAGGUGACACAAGUCGUAACCGAAACUGGUGAUACGAAAACGGUUAAAACUACAAAACGUGUCAUCAAAAAGCCCAAGGGUCGUAGACAAGAAGUUACUGAGAUAACGACUGUAGAAAGGGAAGGUGAAGAACCAACUACAACUGUGAACGUGAUUGAAGAAAAGUCGCCCGAUGAAGAUGAAGCAAAACCAUUGGAAGUCGUUGAGCUUCCGGAGGAAACGUCUAUCGAAGUGAUCGAGACUCCUGAGGGUAAGUCGAUUAAAAGAAAAAUAACGAAACGUACGAUUAAAAAGAAGGUAGGUCCUAGGGUUGACACCACACACACAACACCUACACAAGACGACGAUAUUUCGUCUGUCAUCACAACACACACUACACAAGAAUUUGUUGACGACACGGUCACACCCUUUGACGAUUCAUUGAAACCGGCUACCGCUAAAUUGGUCGAAGAAGCUCCCGAAGAAGUAAAAGUUACGGAAAUUGUGUCACAGGAAGGUGACAAGAAAACGGUGAAGACGACGAAACGCGUGAUCAAGAAACGGUUGGGGCCAAAACAAGAGGUAACUGAAAUAACGAGCGUCGAACAGGACGGUGAAAAACCUAUUACGACUGUUAAAGUGACGGAGCAAGAGGGCCCGGUAGAGGAGGAAGAUACAAAGCCGGUAGAAAUAGUCGAGCUCCCAGAAGAGACAGUCGUGGAGCAAGUAGAAACGCCCGAAGGCAAACCGAAACAAAGAAAAACGGUCAAACGUGUUAUCAAAAAGAAGGAGGGAACUAAAAUUGAGACCACGGAAAUAGUAACAGAAAUCGAAGACGAUAAGUCACCUGUCGUGUCUGUACACAAAAUCGAAGAGUUGAUCGACGAAUCUCUCACACCGUUCGAGAAUUUAGUGAAACCCGACAAAGCUCAAGUAAUCGAAGAAGUGCCAGAAGAAGUUAAGGUGACACAAGUCGUAACCGAAACUGGUGAUACGAAAACAGUUAAGACGACGAAACGCGUGAUCAAGAAGCGAUUGGGUCCAAAACAAGAAGUAACUGAAAUAACGACCGUCGAGUAUGACGGUGAAAAACCUAUUACGACUGUUAAUGUGACGGAGCAAGAGGGUCCGGUAGAGGAGGAAGAUACCAAGCCGGUAGAAAUAGUCGAGCUCCCUGAAGAGAUAGUCGUGGAGCAAGUAGAAACGCCCGAAGGCGAACCGAAACAAAAGAAAACGACCAAGCGUGUUAUCAAAAAGAAGGAGGGACCUAAAUUGGAGACCACGGAAAUCGUAACGGAAAUUGAAGACGAUAAGUCACCUGUCGUGUCUGUACAUAAAACCGAAGAGUUGAUUGACGAAUCUCUCACACCCUUCGAGGAAUUAGUGAAACCCGACAAAGCUCAAGUAAUCGAAGAAGCGCCAGAAGAAGUUAAGGUGACACAAGUCGUAACCGAAACCGGUGAUACGAAAACGGUUAAGACUACGAAACGUGUGAUGAAGAAGCCCAAGGGUAGUAAACAAGAAGUUACCGAGAUUAUAACCGUCGAAAAAGAAGGUGAAGAACCAACGACAACCGUAAACGUUACUGAAGGAACGUCGCCCGAUGAAGAGGAAGUGACACCAUUGGAUGUUGUUGAGCUUCCGGAGGAAACGUCUGUCGAAGUGAUCGAGACUCCUGAGGGUAAGUCGAUUAAAAGAAAAAUAACGACACGUACGAUUAAAAAGAAGGUAGGUCCUAGGGUUGACACUACACACACAACACCUAUACAAGACGACGAUAUUUCGUCUGUCAUCACAACACACACUACACAAGAAUUUUUUGACGACACAGUCACACCAUUUGACGAUUCAUUGAAACCGGUUACCGCUAAAUUGGUCGAAGAAGCUCCCGAAGAAGUUAAGGUUACGGAAGUGGUUUCACAGGAAGGUGAGAAGAAAACGGUCAAGACGACAAAACGCGUUAUCAAAAAGCGAUUAGGACCGAAACAAGAAGUAACCGAAAUAACGACCGUCGAAGAAGACGGUGAGAAACCUGUUACGACUGUUAAAGUGACGGAGCAAGAGGGCCCGGUAGAGGAGGAAGAUACCAAGCCGGUAGAAAUAGUCGAGCUCCCUGAAGAGACAGUCGUGGAGCAAGUAGAAACGCCUGAAGGCGAACCGAAACAAAAGAAAACGACCAAGCGUGUUAUCAAAAAGAAGGAGGGACCUAAAUUGGAGACCACGGAAAUCGUAACGGAAAUUGAAGACGAUAAGUCACCUGUCGUGUCUGUACACAAAACCGACGAGUUGAUUGAUGAAUCUCUCACACCCUUCGAGGAAUUAAUGAAACCCGACAAAGCUCAAGUGAUCGAAGAAGCGCCAGAAGAAGUUAAGGUGACACAAGUCGUAACCGAAACCGGUGAUACGAAAACGGUUAAGACUACGAAACGUGUGAUGAAGAAGCCCAAGGGUAGUAAACAAGAAGUUACAGAGAUUAUAACCGUCGAAAAAGAAGGUGAAGAACCAACGCUAACCGUAAAAGUUACUGAAGGACCGUCGCCCGAUGAAGAGGAAGUGACACCAUUGGAUGUUGUUGAGCUUCCGGAGGAAACGUCUGUCGAAGUGAUCGAGACUCCUGAGGGUAAGUCGAUUAAAAGAAAAAUAACGACACGUACGAUUAAAAAGAAGGUAGGUCCUAGGGUUGACACUACACACACAACACCUACACAAGACGACGAUAUUUCGUCUGUCAUCACAACACACACUACACAAGAAUUUGUUGACGACACAGUCACACCAUUUGACGAUUCAUUGAAACCGGUUACCGCUAAAUUGGUCGAAGAAGCUCCCGAAGAAGUUAAGGUUACGGAAGUGGUUUCACAGGAAGGUGAGAAGAAAACGGUCAAGACGACAAAACGCGUUAUCAAAAAGCGAUUAGGACCGAAACAAGAAGUAACCGAAAUAACGACCGUCGAAGAAGACGGUGAGAAACCUGUUACGACUGUUAAAGUGACGGAGCAAGAGGGCCCGGUAGAGGAGGAAGAUACCAAGCCGGUAGAAAUAGUCGAGCUCCCUGAAGAGACAGUCGUGGAGCAAGUAGAAACGCCCGAAGGCGAACCGAAACAAAAGAAAACGACCAAGCGUGUUAUCAAAAAGAAGGAGGGACCUAAAUUGGAGACCACGGAAAUCGUAACGGAAAUUGAAGACGAUAAGUCACCUGUCGUGUCUGUACACAAAACCGAAGAGUUGAUUGAUGAAUCUCUCACACCCUUCGAGGAAUUAAUGAAACCCGACAAAGCUCAAGUGAUCGAAGAAGCGCCAGAAGAAGUUAAGGUGACACAAGUCGUAACCGAAACCGGUGAUACGAAAACGGUUAAGACUACGAAACGUGUGAUGAAGAAGCCCAAGGGUAAUAAACAAGAAGUUACCGAGAUUAUAACCGUCGAAAAAGAAGGUGAAGAACCAACGACAACCGUAAAAGUUACUGAAGGACCGUCGCCCGAUGAAGAGGAAGUGACACCAUUGGAUGUUGUUGAGCUUCCGGAGGAAACGUCUGUCGAAGUGAUCGAGACUCCUGAGGGUAAGUCGAUUAAAAGAAAAAUAACGAAACGUACGAUUAAAAAGAAGGUAGGUCCUAGGGUUGACACUACACACACAACACUUACACAAGACGACGAUAUUUCGUCUGUCAUCACAACACACACUACACAAGAAUUUGUUGACGACACAGUCACACCAUUUGACGAUUCAUUGAAACCGGUUACCGCUAAAUUGGUCGAAGAAGCUCCCGAAGAAGUUAAGGUUACGGAAGUGGUUUCACAGGAAGGUGAGAAGAAAACGGUCAAGACGACAAGACGCGUUAUCAAAAAGCGAUUAGGACCGAAACAAGAAGUAACCGAAAUAACGACCGUCGAAGAAGACGGUGAGAAACCUGUUACGACUGUUACAAUGACGGAGCAAAAGGCGCCGGAAGAGGAGGAAGAUACAAAGCCGGCAGAAAUAGUCGAACUGCCUGAAGAGACAGUCGUGGAGGAAGUAGAAACGCCCGAAGGCAAACCGAAACAAAAGAAAACGACCAAGCGUGUUAUCAAAAAGAAGGUUGGACCUAAACUGGAGACCACGGAAAUCGUAACAGAAAUAGUAGACGAUAAGUCACCUGUCGUAUCUGUACACAAAACAGAAGAGUUGAUUGACGAAUCGCUCACGCCCUUCGAGGAUUUAGUGAAACCCGACAAAGCUCAAGUGAUCGAAGAAGCGCCAGAAGAAGUUAAGGUGACACAAGUCGUAACCGAAACCGGUGAUACGAAAACGGUUAAGACUACGAAACGUGUGAUGAAGAAGCCCAAGAGUAGUAAACAAGAAGUUACCGAGAUUAUAACCGUCGAAAAAGAAGGUGAAGAACCAACGACAACCGUAAACGUUACUGAAGAAACGUCGCCCGAUGAAGAGGAAGUGACACCAUUGGAUGUUGUUGAGCUUCCGGAGGAAACGUCUGUCGAAGUGAUCGAGACUCCUGAGGGUAAGUCGAUUAAAAGAAAAAUAACGAAACGUACGAUUAAAAAGAAGGUAGGUCCUAGGGUUGACACUACACACACAACACUUCCACAAGACGACGAUAUUUCGUCUGUCAUCACAACACACACUACACAAGAAUUUGUUGACGACACAGUCACACCAUUUGACGAUUCAUUGAAACCGGUUACCGCUAAAUUAGUCGAAGAAGCUCCCGAAGAAGUAAAAGUUACGGAAGUCGUGUCACAGGAAGGUGACAAGAAAACGGUGAAGACGACGAAACGCGUGAUCAAGAAACGGUUGGGGCCAAAACAAGUGGUAACUGAAAUAACGACCGUCGAACAGGACGGUGAAAAACCUAUUACGACUGUUAAUGUGACGGAGCAAGAGGGUCCGGUAGAGGAGGAAGAUACCAAGCCGGUAGAAAUAGUCGAGCUCCCUGAAGAGACAGUCGUGGAGCAAGUAGAAACGCCCGAAGGCGAACCGAAACAAAAGAAAACGACCAAGCGUGUUAUCAAAAAGAAGGAGGGACCUAAAUUGGAGACCACGGAAAUCGUAACGGAAAUUGAAGACGAUAAGUCACCUGUCGUGUCUGUACACAAAACCGAAGAGUUGAUUGAUGAAUCUCUCACACCCUUCGAGGAAUUAAUGAAACCCGACAAAGCUCAAGUGAUCGAAGAAGCGCCAGAAGAAGUUAAGGUGACACAAGUCGUAACCGAAACCGGUGAUACGAAAACGGUUAAGACUACGAAACGUGUGAUGAAGAAGCCCAAGGGACCGAAACAAGAAGUAACCGAAAUAACGACCGUCGAAGAAGACGGUGAGAAACCUGUUACGACUGUUACAAUGACGGAGCAAAAGGCGCCGGAAGAGGAGGAAGAUACAAAGCCGGCAGAAAUAGUCGAACUGCCUGAAGAGACAGUCGUGGAGGAAGUAGAAACGCCCGAAGGCAAACCGAAACAAAAGAAAACGACCAAGCGUGUUAUCAAAAAGAAGGUUGGACCUAAACUGGAGACCACGGAAAUCGUAACAGAAAUAGUAGACGAUAAGUCACCUGUCGUAUCUGUACACAAAACAGAAGAGUUGAUUGACGAAUCGCUCACGCCCUUCGAGGAUUUAGUGAAACCCGACAAAGCUCAAGUGAUCGAAGAAGCGCCAGAAGAAGUUAAGGUGACACAAGUCGUAACCGAAACCGGUGAUACGAAAACGGUUAAGACUACGAAACGUGUGAUGAAGAAGCCCAAGGGUAGUAAACAAGAAGUUACCGAGAUUAUAACCGUCGAAAAAGAAGGUGAAGAACCAACGACAACCGUAAACGUUACUGAAGAAACGUUGCCCGAUGAAGAGGAAGUGACACCAUUGGAUGUUGUUGAGCUUCCGGAGGAAACGUCUGUCGAAGUGAUCGAGACUCCUGAGGGUAAGUCGAUUAAAAGAAAAAUAACGAAACGUACGAUUAAAAAGAAGGUAGGUCCUAGGGUUGACACUACACACACAACACUUCCACAAGACGACGAUAUUUCGUCUGUCAUCACAACACACACUACACAAGAAUUUGUUGACGACACAGUCACACCAUUUGACGAUUCAUUGAAACCGGUUACCGCUAAAUUAGUCGAAGAAGCUCCCGAAGAAGUAAAAGUUACGGAAGUCGUGUCACAGGAAGGUGACAAGAAAACGGUGAAGACGACGAAACGCGUGAUCAAGAAACGGUUGGGGCCAAAACAAGUGGUAACUGAAAUAACGACCGUCGAACAGGACGGUGAAAAACCUAUUACGACUGUUAAUGUGACGGAGCAAGAGGGUCCGGUAGAGGAGGAAGAUACCAAGCCGGUAGAAAUAGUCGAGCUCCCUGAAGAGACAGUCGUGGAGCAAGUAGAAACGCCCGAAGGCGAACCGAAACAAAAGAAAACGACCAAGCGUGUUAUCAAAAAGAAGGAGGGACCUAAAUUGGAGACCACGGAAAUCGUAACGGAAAUUGAAGACGAUAAGUCACCUGUCGUGUCUGUACAUAAAACCGAAGAGUUGAUUGACGAAUCUCUCACACCCUUCGAGGAAUUAGUGAAACCCGACAAAGCUCAAGUUAUCGAAGAAGCGCCAGUAGAAGUUAAGGUGACACAAGUCGUAACCGAAACCGGUGAUACGAAAACGGUUAAGACUACGAAACGUGUGAUGAAGAAGCCCAAGGGUAGUAAACAAGAAAUUACCGAGAUUAUAACCGUCGAAAAAGAAGGUGAAGAACCAACGACAACCGUAAAAGUUACUGAAGGAACGUCGCCCGAUGAAGAGGAAGUGACAUCAUUGGAUGUUGUUGAGCUUCCGGAGGAAACGUCUGUCGAAGUGAUCGAGACUCCUGAGGGUAAGUCGAUUAAAAGAAAAAUAACGAAACGUACGAUUAAAAAGAAGGUAGGUCCUAGGGUUGACACUACACACACAACACCUACACAAGACGACGAUAUUUCGUCUGUCAUCACAACACACACUACACAAGAAUUUGUUGACGACACAGUCACACCAUUUGACGAUUCAUUGAAACCGGUUACCGCUAAAUUGGUCGAAGAAGCUCCCGAAGAAGUUAAGGUUACGGAAGUGGUUUCACAGGAAGGUGAGAAGAAAACGGUCAAGACGACAAGACGCGUUAUCAAAAAGCGAUUAGGACCGAAACAAGAAGUAACCGAAAUAACGACCGUCGAAGAAGACGGUGAGAAACCUGUUACGACUGUUACAAUGACGGAGCAAAAGGCGCCGGAAGAGGAGGAAGAUACAAAGCCGGCAGAAAUAGUCGAACUGCCUGAAGAGACAGUCGUGGAGGAAGUAGAAACGCCCGAAGGCAAACCGAAACAAAAGAAAACGACCAAGCGUGUUAUCAAAAAGAAGGUUGGACCUAAACUGGAGACCACGGAAAUCGUAACAGAAAUACUAGACGAUAAGUCACCUGUCGUAUCUGUACACAAAACAGAAGAGUUGAUUGACGAAUCGCUCACGCCCUUUGAGGAUUUAGUGAAACCCGACAAAGCUCAAGUGAUCGAAGAAGCGCCAGAAGAAGUUAAGGUGACACAAGUCGUAACCGAAACCGGUGAUACGAAAACGGUUAAGACUACGAAACGUGUGAUGAAGAAGCCCAAGGGUAGUAAACAAGAAGUUACCGAGAUUAUAACCGUCGAAAAAGAAGGUGAAGAACCAACGACAACCGUAAACGUUACUGAAGAAACGCCGCCCGAUGAAGAGGAAGUGACACCAUUGGAUGUUGUUGAGCUUCCGGAGGAAACGUCUGUCGAAGUGAUCGAGACUCCUGAGGAAGUAGAGACAUAUCCAACAAAAGAUGAAGAGAUUACAGCAAAAUCGCCAGAACGAGAAAUUACGGAAGUUGUCAAACAAAUGAAAAAACCUAAACUCUUACCUCAAAAGCUGGAACGUGGUUCUUUGAAAAUAAGUAAAGCCCAAUUUGCGGAAGAAGUGACACAGCCUCAGUUCUCUAAAAUUAAAUUGAAGAAGUCAACUGUGAAACCGAAACAAGAGCCGACGGCUUCAACAUUACCUAAAGUCCAAUUAAAAAGUCGUAUCAAGUUUAUAACUGAUUGGCCACCAAAGGAUUCCAAGCCUAUAAUAACAUUUUUGGGAAGCGUAAGACAAAACGGUGAAUUAUCUAGAAAUAUAAAAGAAGCAUCUAAAAUUAAGAAGAAACCUCUGAAAGUGCCAGUGCUUGAUGAAUUAGACAAAGUUGUGUUAGAAUCGCCUGAAGAUUAUACUAAUAACUACGUGGCUGAACCUAUAGAUAAGUCAAAAGAAUUAGAAAAAGACGUUGAACUACCGACAAACGAAGUAGUAGAUAAAAAUAAAAAACCGGAACUACCUGAGACUGAGUCAACAAAAUUAGACGAAGUAAAAGAAAAACAGCUACCUACAAAAGUUGACAAAUCUAAAUCGCAAGAAGAUGUAAGCAAAGUAAAGAAAACACCAAAACUGAAACCUAUGACAAUAGAAGAAAUAGAAGUUAAUAAACCCCAAUACGUAGAAAAAGUCGAAGAGCCGCAAUUUAAAAAUUUGAAACUGAAAAAAGCUGUUUUGAAACGAAAGCCAGAAGACACGGUUGUGAAAAUACCUAAAGUACAACUGAAAAGCCGUAUUAAAUAUGUGACGGAAUGGCCUCCUCAAAUUAUAAAGCCAAGUAUCUCAGUUUUGAGUAGUGUUCGGCAGAAUGGUAUUCUUUCAAGAAACAUAAAGGAGGCAGCUAAAAUUAAGAAAAAAAUUAUUAAGGAACCAAAACUGCCUGAAAUUCAAAAAACUGAAUUAGAAAAGCCACUGUUUACGCAUGAGGAUAUAGUAGAUGCUGCAACAAAAUUACCCGAUAAAGAAGUUACGAGCGAGUCACCUAAAAUUACCACGAGAGUUGAUGAAGUUCCUGAUAAACCUCUUAUACAACAAAAUGAGCCAUUGAAGGAAAUACAAGUAGAAGAUGUAGAGGAAGAUAAACCUUAUGAAAUCAAGAAAGAGGAACCGGAGGAGAUAAAUGAAGAGGAACCUCAAAGCGUCACUAUCAAACCUCGACGUGCGAGUGUGAAAAAGAUCGAAGAAAUAACCGAUGAAGUAACAAUAAAGAAAAAAUUGAAACCUAUUCGUAAGUCGUCUGUGACUUUACCAGAAAUAACAGAACCAGAGGAAGUCACAUUCAGGCCUAAAAGUGUAAAAACUAAAGAAGACGUUGAACAAGAAUUUAAUAUUCAUUUAGAUUCCUAUCAAGAAGAGGAAAUCUCAAUGUCCAGUAAAGUCAAAUUAAAACCUCAAAGGCAACCAACAUUUAAUGAAGAAGCUAAUGAAGCGUCAAUAAAAUAUUACAAAGAAAACGAGGAUGAUGAUGAAGUCGACAUCGUCGAAAUCAUUGAUAGCGAAGACAAGGAGGAAAGCUCUAACUUCACUAUGCCAUUGAGAAAACCUACUUUGAAAAAGACUUCAGUGGAAUAUUUGGACGACAUAGUAGAAAAAGUUAAUGUGCCUAAUAAAAAAACAUUAGAUAAUGGAACGGAAUUCACUGAAAAUGUUACAUUCGACUUGGGCAAACAGCCGCAAUACGUGGUUGAUAAUCAAGAAAUUGCUUUUGACGUAAAACAACAAGUAGAUGAGUAUAAACACGAGGAGCUGUCGCUGUCAAGUAAUAUAAAACUAGCGUCAAAGAAAAGACCAACAAUAUCUGAAGCGGCUGAUGAAACGUCGAUUCGACUAGAAAAAGAGGUCGAAGAUGACAGCAAAGUUGAAGAGAUCAUUAUCAGCGAAGCUGAAUCAGAGGAAAAUGUCGAAAUGGUUUUGAGGAGGAAGCCCAAAAAAUCUACCUACGAAGUGAGUGAAGUGGAAGAGCUAAGUGUUGACUUCAAACCGAAACGUGCUCCGAGCAAAACAUUUGAGGAGGGAGAGCUCACAAUAUCGACUAAGCGCAAGCCGAAGAAGACAGCUCAAGUCCAAGAAGCGGAAGCAUCAAUGAGCAUAGCUAGAGAGCAAGAGUUCCCAGAAACUCCAGUCAACGUCCGAUGUGGUGACACCGUCUUCGCCGUUUACUCUUACGUUGCAGAAACAGACGAGGCUAUAAACCUCGUCGAGGGAGAAAGAUUAUACAUAUUAGAAACUACUAAUCAAGACUGGUGGUUCGUUCGCAAACACCUCACGGAGGAGAAGGGUUGGGUGCCGGCGCAGUACUUGAUGGACGAGGCGAACUACACGCUGUACCUGCAGAAGAAAUUAAAUGAAAAGAUUGACAAACUGCCCGUUUUUGAAAAACCGACGUCUGAGGAACAAGCGAUUGCGCCCAUAUUCAUUGAAAAGCUCCGCCCUAAGCACACUCCCGACGGCGCUACCGUGCAGUUCGAGUGUCAGGUCGAAGGGUACCCCAGACCGCAAAUAACGUGGUUCAGACAAACGGCUAUAAUUAAACCGUCUCAAGACUUCCAAAUGUAUUACGACGACGACAACGUGGCUACACUAGUGAUCCGCGAGGUGUUCCCCGAGGACGCCGGAACGUUCACUUGCGUCGCUAAGAAUGCGGCUGGGUUCGCCUCUAGUACAACGGAACUGAUUGUGGAGGCACCGCUGUCCGACCACGGCUCCGAGAUGACCAUUCUGUCCAGGAAGAGUCUGUCCAGGGAGUCAUCCCUCGCCGACAUACUAGAAGGCAUUCCUCCGACGUUCUCCAAGCGCCCCAAGGCGCAGUGCGUCGACGAAGGCUCCGAAAUAUUCUUAGAGUGCAGACUAGUAGCCAUACCGGAACCGGACAUAGCGUGGUUCUUUAAAGGAGAGGAAAUAAUGCCCGAGGACAACGUUUCCAUUGCCACCGAAUCCGAUAUGCACAUGUAUUGUAGUGUUUUGAAAAUAUCGAACGUUAAAAAGAUUCAAGAGGGUACGUACACUGUUCUCGCCGUCAACAGGGAGGGCGAGGCGAGCUUACCGAUAGUUCUGAAAAUUAGAACAGGUGACAAGGAGAAGCCACAGGUCAUAGAGCCUCUCAAGAGCAUGACGAUCAGAGAAGGAGAGAGCGUCGUCCUGACCACUCAAGUAGUCGGAACUCCAGAACCCAAGGUUUCGUGGUACAGAAAUAAUAAACCCAUUAAAGGCCUCACACAAAAAUCCGAUGGUGACGUUCAUUCCAUAACUAUAGUUAAACCGAAGAAAGGCAAAGACGAUGGCAUUUAUACUCUUAAAGCAGUUAAUUCCGAGGGCACGGCAGAAACUAGUGCGGUCAUAACUAUCGAAGAAUCAACCGAGGAGAAUGAAGAACCGCCUCUAUUCAUUAAUAGAUUCCAAGAACUGACCGUUAAAGAAAAGGGAACGAUACGCUUAACCGCGAAGGUCACCGGGAACCCCAUACCGUUGAUAACGUGGUACAGGAACAACCAAAUACUUACUCCCAGUGAUACUGUCACCCAGAACUUCGACGGUGAGAACAUUGAACUAGUUAUUACAAACGUCGAUUCUGAAAUCGAUUCUGGAGACUACAAGUGCGUCGCAGCGAACACGGCUGGCAAGGCGUCACACGGCGCUCGGGUUACCAUCGACGUUGAAAAAGUAAUGUUCGUGAGGAAUCUCAAGAAACAAUACGAAAUCGAAGAGGGGAAGACGGUGAUUCUGGAAUGUGAGACGUCUCACACAGUGUCUACGAAGUGGUACCACGACGACAAGGAGCUGAGCGGCAUGGAUCACAGGGAAAUCAUACAAGAGAGCCGCAUUCACAAAUUGAGGAUAAAAAGAUCUAAACUGUCCGACAAAGGAACCAUCAAGUGUGUGGUUAAGGACCAGGAAACGAAGACGAAGUUGAUCGUUCACGAAACCGUGCCUGAGUUCGUUCGCAAGCUGCAAGACUUCGAGGUCAAGGAGCGGGACGUGGCCAUAUUAGAAGUAGAAAUUAAUUCAGAAACCGCCGACGUCGUGUGGGAAAAGGACGGCGAGGUCAUUAAGCCGAAGAAGAGUAAAUACGACUUGGAGAAGCGCGGGAAUGUGAGGAAGCUCUACAUACGAAACACGUCCGUACACGACGAGGGCGAGUACACUUGCAAGUUGAGGGACGACGCCUGCACGGCCGAAGUGACCGUGGUGGAACUGCCGCCGGAGAUCAUCGAACGGCUCCGGGACCAGAAGGUCAACAGGGGGAACAAGGCCACGUUCGAAAUCGAGCUCACGAAGGGCGACGCCCUAGUCGGCUGGUUCAAGGAUGGCGAGGAGAUCCAGUUCUCGAACCGCAUCCAGCUCACGAUCGAUGGGAAGAGGCAGAAACUAAAGAUAUAUGACUGUUCAAGCGACGACGAGGGCGAGUACUCGUGCGAGGUGGGCACGGACCGGUGCGCGGCGCGGUUGACGGUGGUUGCGCCGGUGGUCGACUUUACGUUGCGGCUGCCGGAAGUAGUGGUGGUGCCGGCGUUGCGGGAUGGUCAGUUGGUGGUGGAGCUUCCGGCGCCCGACUUGGAAGUGAUCUGGUUCCGUCGCCAGUCGCCGCUGUGUGACUCGGAACGCGUGGCGCUGCUGGCCGAUGGCUGCCGACGCUCGCUGGUACUGCGUCGGUGCACUGAAGCCGACCAGGGCGAGUACUCGUGCCAGUUGGGAGACGCGCGUUGCUCCACCUGGCUUAAAGUCGAAGUGAUCGAAUUCGCGCCCAAAAUCUUGGAUUACGAGAAGGUGUAUAGAGUGAAGAGAGGCGGCGACGUCACGCUGUACGUUCAGUACGAGGCCAAUCCUCGGCCCAACGACGAAUGGGUCGUAAAUUCGAAGAUCAUAAAGAAGUCCAAGCACACGAAGCCCUCUAUCGACUCUAUGGCGGCCAGCCUCACCAUAAAGAAAACGGAAAAUCCGGACGCCGGCGUUUACAAGCUCAGGCUUGAGAACAACUGCGGCAAAGUAGAAGUCGACAUCGAAGUCGUCGUCAUAGAUAUCCCGGCGCCGCCUCGCGAACCUCGCGUACUCGAGGCGGACGAUCAUUCCAUCAACCUGUGCUGGAGGGAACCCGUGACCUGCGGCAACGCUGACGUCGUCUGCUACAUCGUGGAGUACCAGGAGGAGAACACGUCAGAGUGGGUCUCGAUAGAAAAUAUAAAGAAGACUCAGUGCUGCGUCGAGAACUUAAAGACGAAGUCCUCGUACAAGUUCAGGGUGUUCGCCGUCAACGAAGUCGGUGUCAGCGAGGCCUCCGAGAGUACGGAGUACGUCCGCGUUGAAAGAACUUCGGAUCGCCGACCGCCAGUAGUGGAAAGACCGCUCGAGGAUACCUUCGGAGCGCCAGGCGAAGACCUCGAGCUCACGUGUAUCUUCGGAGGCCACCCCGUACCGAAGAUCACCUGGUAUCGAAAUAACGAGCUACUAAAAACGGCCCGAGCGACGUACAUCAACAGAGUCGCGACGCUUUCGAUCUCAGUAUCAACGAACACCGAAGGCCAAUACAGAUGUGUGGCGGUGAACGAGCUCGGUGAAGCCGAGACGUCCUGUGUAUUGGAGUUACGUUUGAAACCCACGGUGGAAGUGGAAGAGGAGCAGCUCGACCAGAGACUCGCUGUGGGUGAGAUCUGGAGGGUAGACGCACUUGUGGGGGGUGAGCCCCGCCCCACUGUCAACUGGUACAGGGAUGGGGUGCGGCUAACUACCGCUUCGGGCCUGGACAUCGUCACCAGGGACACCUCCAGCGUCAUCACGAUAUCGAGUCUCCAGAGAUCACAUUCCGGAAAAUACACAGUCGAGGCGGUCAACAAGGCCGGCUCUGCGACUGUGGACGUCAACCUUAAAGUAUUCGACAAACCGAGCAAACCCGAGGGGCCCGUGAUCCUGCGCGAGAUAAGCCGCGAGUCCGUCACUAUCGAAUGGAAACCGCCCCUGGACGACGGCGGGCUGGAGCUUACGAAGUACGCCGUCGAGAAACUGGAGCCUCAACUGGCCCAGUGGGAACGCGUAGCUGACGUGGACCGCUACAUCAACUCCUAUUGUGUCCAACGCCUCAACGAGAACUGCGAGUAUAUGUUCCGAGUGAUCGCCCUCAACCCAGUCGGGGCCUCUGACGCCCUCGAGAGCGAUCCCAUCGUCAUCAAACACGCUCUAGACGUGCCGUCGCCACCACUGGGGCCGCUCGGCUUCUACGGCGUGACAGACGACUCUGUCACCAUCACGUGGCAUCCGUCCGAGAAAAAUGGCGGUUCAGCCAUCAUCGACUACACCGUCGAGAUCAAGCAGGAGGGCCAGAAGUGGAGACACGCUGCCACGUCGACCACCACAUUCGCUAAGAUCGAAAAACUCACGGCGAACGCGACCUACUCCUUCAGGAUAUACGCCAGGAACGAAAUCGGCACGAGUCUGCCCUACGAGUCCGAUGAGAAAAUCACCGCUGGGAAGACUUUAUCGCCGCCGUCGGGGCCGCAGGGCGUUCGAGCUGGUGACGUCACGGCGCGCUCUGUAACCUUGCAGUGGGAGCGCCCCGAGAGCGACGGCGGCAGCGCCAUCACCAACUACAUAAUCGAGUACAAGCCGGAGUCGAGCAAGACCUGGUCGAAAUUGGCGACGGUGCCGGGUUCGGUGCGGUCGCGCUGUCUGGAGAACCUUCGGGAAAAGGAGGCGUUGUUGUUCCGUGUCGCCGCCGAGAAUAUGGUGGGAGUGGGCCCCCCCACUGCCUGCGACCUUGUACGCCUCGAACGAUACGCCACGGUCCCGUCCCCGCCCACCGGCCCACUCGAGAUCCGGAUGAUGGGCAACAUCGUGACGACGGCGUGGGGCACUCCAGAGUGGGACGGAGGCGCGCCACUGCUGGGCUACCACAUCGCCAUCCGCGACGUCACCAAGACCAUGUGGAUGGAAGUCGGCAAGGUGGACGUCCACAGCCUCAAGUUCAACAUCAAGGACCUGAGCGAGGACCACACCUACAUGAUCCGGAUAUACGCUAGCAACGAGAUCGGACUCAGCGAGCCGCUCGAGUCCGUCGAGCCCUUCAAGGUCAUACCUUGUGGAGAGUCUCAAGCGGACGAGGAGGUGGGCGAAGCAACGGAAGCCACGGAGCCGUCGUUCAGCACGCAGACGAGCACGUCCUGGCUUCGUGAACACAACAUGGACGCGGACAUCCGGUCCUACGCACGAGCCUCGCUACUGCGGCGGGACGAAUACUUCUUCCGGAUCUGGCUCUACGCCAACCAGCUCUUUAAGUGAUCAGAGCUACACGCCACGUACAGAUAGGGUUGCCAGGUCACCUUGACAGUUUGAUCUGACAUUUGAUGAAGAUUUUAUGUGUCACUAUUAAUUAGAAGCGCACAUUAAAUAAUAUUAAAAAAAAAAAAUUAAAAAGACCAAUAAAAGCCUGGCACCCAAAAAAAAAAAGAGAAAAAAACAAGCGAUAUACAACAUUUCUAUAAAAAAAAUGUAAAAAAAAUGAUUGACUGCUUGUUAGCUGCCAGCUCGACGACCCGGCAGCCGCGUCUGCGACGCUACUCACCUGUGAUAUUUCAUGUCUCAUAGUCACGGAUAGACUAUUUAUUUCUAUUUAUUUCUAUUUAUUGUUCACAUUUGUUUGUUAGUCGAUAUUUAUUGUUUAGUCGAUAUUUACUGUUUAGUCUGUGGGCCGACGGCGCGGGGGGAGACGUUAAUAUAGGUGCACACGGGAGACCCGCGCCGCCGACCACUAUUUGUACUUCAAAACUUUGUAAUAAAUCAUAUUAAUAA
This is a messenger RNA of Melitaea cinxia (Glanville fritillary), 55032 nucleotides long. It is a transcript of the gene Kettin, whose product is annotated as titin. The record is from RefSeq and is a predicted model, not a curated record. Lineage: Eukaryota; Metazoa; Arthropoda; Insecta; Lepidoptera; Nymphalidae. The coding region runs from base 247 to 54522 and encodes 18091 amino acids. Gene Ontology annotation, molecular function: protein binding. The transcript has 54 exons.